AUGGUAAAUAGUAAAAAUACAAGUGUGCCAGCCAGCGAAUCCGAGGCGAUUAUCCCUUCGACUUCGGCCUCCCAGUUGAAAUCUAUGUUUAAAGAGUUACUUGAUGAAACUAAGAAGGAUAUUUUAUCACAAGUUAAAGAUAAUAUUGAUCAGAUUUAUACAGAUUUUGAGUCUGUUGCCAUUGAGAAUGAGGAAGUUGCCUCCACUGGUGAGGCAUCAGAGCCUGGCAUUACAGAUAAAAUUGAAAAUUUUGUUCAGCGGAACCUUCCUGACCAGGAAGAUCCACCUGAUACUGGCUCAUUCCAUAAUUUGGCAGUGGAGUUUUCUAUGGUAGCAAAACCUUCACCAGCUCUUAUUCCUGGGUUGCCUGAAAUUGUUAAUAGCCUGCUACGAGAUCGACUGACCAAAGAAAAAUUGUCUGAGGUCCAAUCACAGUAUAUCAGACCAGAGAAUUGUCCUAAUUUAGUUGCACCUAAAGUUAACAAACAAAUUUGGCAGCAAAUGAGGCAGGAAAUUAGAAAUACUGAUUCUGAUCUUCAAAAGACACAGUGUCUAUUGAUUUCAGGCCUUUGUGCUGUCUUAGAGGUGUGUAAUGUUUCUGAUGGGGAUCAAAAAUCUAAGCUUGCCCAUGCAGCUGUUUUAUUGCUGACAGCAAAUCGAGAGUUCAACAUGAAACGCAGGGACUUCAUUCGUCCUGAUCUUAACAAGCAGUAUGGUGCGUUGUGCAAUCCAUCAACGGCCAUUUCAACUUAUAUCUUUGGUGAUGAGUUGAAUAAAGAAGUGAAGAAGCUUACUAAGUCUAAUAAGCUUAGCAACAAAGUUAUCACCAAGCCUCGUUCAGAUUUCCGUGCAGAACCUUACAGGCUGCCCCUUGGCAGGGGUGCACGCGGUCGAGGUCGUUUUAAUCAGACUAGCGGUCGAGGUCGCGGAUCAAGGUCGUACUCGUCUUUUUUAGGGGUAGGCCGGGGUCACGGGCGGACCCCGACAAGCAGCAAGACAUCAGUCAACAAAGGAACUUAGAAUCACCAACCCAGGUAAGUAAUGAUGCUAUUGCUACGUUAAUUGCUAAUCAACCACCAUUUAAGGCAGGUGGUUUGAAAGAUUGUGUUCAUGCUUGGGCAGAAAUUACAUCAGAUCCAUUUAUUUUGGAUGCUGUGACUCAUUGUCAUCUUGAAUUUGAUUCCUUACCUGAGUCAAAUGUUAGUAAUACUAGACCAUAUUUUACUUUUAAUGAGACUGAGCAAACUGUCAUAGAUGGGGAAAUUGAAAAGUUUCUCCAAAAAGGAAUAAUUAGGCAUUCCGUUCCUGAAUCUGGUGAAGUGUUCUCACCUAUAUUUAUUACACCCAAAAAAGAUGGAACUAGUAGAGUAAUUUUCAAUUUAAAGGCAUUCAAUCAAUUUGUCUCAUAUCACCAUUUUAAAAUGGAUACUUUAGAUACUGCCUUCAGACUUAUGCGACCUGGUUGCUUCAUGACCUCCAUUGAUCUUAAAGAUGCUUAUUAUUCUAUUCCAGUAUUCCUAUAGCAUUGGAGCAUCAAAAAUACUUAAAAUUUAUAUGGCGGGAUAAAUUGUAUUGUUUCACUUGUUUGCCAAUGGGUUUGUCAAUUAGUCCUAUAGUUUUUACAAAGGUCAUGAAGCCAGUUUUUGCCACACAUAGAUCUCAGUUUGGACACACCUGUUUUGGCUAUAUUGAUGACUCCUUUUAUACAGAGGGGUCUCACGCGGAAUGUCUCCAGGCUACCCUUAAUGCAGUCAAGUUGAUUAUUAAUUUGGGUUUUAAAGUCCAUCCUGAUAAAUCAGUUACUUUACCGUCACAAUGUAUAGAAUUCCUUGGGUUUCUUUUGAAUUCUGUAACUAUGACAGUUACUCUUAUACCAAAUAAGAAAGCAAAACUUAUCCGAUUGUGUCAGAAGUUUUUGCGCCCAAACACAUUGUUUACUAUUCGCCAGGUGGCGUCUUUGAUUGGUUCUCUAGUUUCAUCUUUUCCUGGCAUUGAGUUUGGCCCUCUUCAUUAUCGUCAUAUUGAGGCAGACAAAAUUUAUUAUUUAAGAAUGCAUCAAGGUAAUUUUGAUGCAGAAAUGUCUUUGUCUACUGACAGUUUAGAGGAGAUUCAGUGGUGGGUAAAUAACAUUCAGUUAUCCACUAGAAAAAUCUCUCAUACCACUCCAGAUAUCACAAUUUACACUGAUGCAUCUGGAACAGGAUGGGGGGCCAAGCUUGAGAAUGGCAGCACAACAUGUGGCAUUUGGUCACAUGAUGAAACUGAAAAACAUAUAAAUUGUUUGGAAUUAUUGGCCAUUCAAUUAGCCCUUUUUUCUUUGUUGCGUGAUAGAAGUAGCAUACAUGUGCGGAUUAUGUGUGACAACACAACUGCUGUCACAUACAUUAAUGAAAUGGGUGGAUGUAGAUCUGUCGAGUGUAAUACUAUUGCUCAAACAAUUUGGAGUUGGGCCAUUGCCAAGGGAAUUUGGUUGUCAGCCGCGCAUAUUGCUGGAUCUGCCAAUGUUGAUGCUGACCAAUUUUCCCGAAAUUUUCAGUCUGUUAGUCGAUGUUCCACGGAUUCUCAAAGUAACUCACCAGAACCUGGUUCAUCCCACGUUAGACAGUUCUCAUCCACUUCAGGAUCAACUGAAGUUUAUGGUAUGCAAGUUAUCCGGAGAUCCUUGUGCGAGUCAGAUAUUCCAACAGACAUUAUCAACACAAUCAUGCAUUCCUGGAGAGACAGGACUCAUAAACAGUAUGGUAACUAUAUCAACAAGUGGUUGCAGUUUUGUGUUCAGGGGUCGUAUGAUCCCUUGCAUCCCACUAUAAAGUGUGUAUUGAUGUUUUUGCAUUCGUUGUACAAAAAAGGUAUGAGUUAUGCCUUACUUAAUACGGCGCGUUCUGAUAUCUCAAAUAUGUGCUUCACCUCUGACAUGGAUUCACAUCAUGUGCCAAUCGGCAAACAUUUUCUAAUUUGUCGUUAUCUCAAAGGAGUGUUCAAUGAAAUGAAACCUGUCCAAAAAUAUCAUUCUACGUGGCCAGUUGACAUUGUCCUUGAUUAUUUGUUCACCUUGUGGCCUUUAGAAAAGCUAACUCUGAAGGAACUUACUUUGACAUUAGUAACAUUGAUAGCACUCACAACGGGACAAAGCUGUCAGACUUUGACGUUUUUGGAUAUUUCUGCUGAUUAUAGGUCUAAGACGGAUGAUUCUUAUCGAUUUGCGCUAACAGAACACGUCAAACAAGACCGACCUGGCAAAGUAUAUGGAAAUCUGUGUUUGUAUAAGUAUACUGUUAUGGAGCUGUGUGUGUAUGCAACAUUAGAAUAUUAUAUGAGUGUCACUGAGAAGUUGCGGACUUCUACAAAACUAUUAGUGUCCUUUAUUAAGCCUUAUAGUGCUGUAACUGCGUCAACGGUUGGACGGUGGAUUAAGACAUUGCUCGGAUAAGCAGGUGUUGACACAUCGAAGUUUUCAACACACAGCACAAGGGUUGCAUCCACUAGCAAGGCAGCCGUAUCUGUACCGGUAGAUGUAAUCCUGGCCACAGCUGGCUGGAGGGACGCAUCGAUAUUUUGUAAGUUCUAUAAUAAGCGUGUUUCUGUUACCAACCAAAUGAGUUUGGCUGGGUUAAAACGUUGAUAAGUUGAUAUUAUAUGUUUAUCAUUGUGUUGCAAUGUAUAUUAAUGACAAUGGUUUUUCUGAUAGGUGUCAUUUUGUGUUCACUGCUUUAAAAUCUCAUGGUAACCCGGAUGUAUGUAGUGAUUUGGUAGAAUUAAAAAUUAUACGAGACUUACCUUAAGUUGAAGUUUGAUUACAAUUCUACCGAAUUACUUACAGUGCAGAAGGGUUAACAUGCCCUAAAUUCCCAUAGACAAUUUAUCCAUCCCUAGUUUUGUCAUUGCAUGGUCGCAUUCAACUGACCACAAAAUGUCUUUCAAGGCUGAUCUACGGCGAUGCGUGCGCAUCUCAUGUCUCGUUUAAUUUAUUUUUUUUUACAAGAAAACGAUGUUAAAUUUAAUACUCUGGAGACCUCAGAGACUUGGGUACAAGGCAGUUCUUGUGACAAAAAUCACAUAAACUUUUGUAUAUCUCGUGUAUUCGUAAGAUGUUUCGUGUGUAGUAACUGUUUUUUUAUUUACAAAUAUCAAACCUUAUUCCAAAAAGAAUGUCUUGAUGUGAGAGCCAAAAGUUAUCAUUGCAUGCGUGCCAGCAAAUUCGGGAAAUGUCUAUUGCUAUACUUAAACCAUCAUCAACACGUUUUUCCAUCAAUCAUAUGCGCGCGUAAAACGUAAGUUUCAGUAUUUUUUAUCACUCAGAAUGAAGCAAUCUGAUUGGCUGAGGAGCCUUUCAGAGCGGGCCGGAUUUUUGCUUUCGGCCCGCUCUGAAACAAAACUACCCGCUGUAAAAUUCAACUGCCCUUCUGGUUUUCGCGCGGAAAACCAAGGAGUGAAACAAUUUUUUAACUAAAAAUCUGCCCAAAGCAUUGGACAUAUAUUCAGAACACGAAAAUGAAUUCCAUCAAGCUCUAAAGACUUCGUACUUCGCACGAUGUACACCAGAAUUGACAAUACUUUGAGAGAAAUGUGGCUGAAAGUCGGAAAUUUAUUUGACAUGUAUAAAACUUACGCCGAGAAAGCUAUAUUUUUGUUUUAAAUGCUCAUGUAUUCGGCCACUUAAAAGCGAAUAAAUUAUUAUAGCUUAAUUAAACAAAUAUUGUAAAGAAAUAUUUUCCCCUUACAUAUGCAAUCUUAAAAGACGCCUUAGCUGCAGUGAAAACAAUUCAUGAGUGCACUGAUAGGCCUAUAAAUUGAAAACUAAGUAAAAGUCUGUGUUUAAAAACACAUUUUUCAAGCAUAUUAUCGUGACAGGACCAGAAAAGUACAAAAUUUAAAAGUAGCAUACCUUCUUCGUUGUCCUUUUAGUAGAAAUUGACGUUGAUUAAAUCAAAACGUCAGAUUCAUUUAAAUGUGUUUUUGAUCGACAAAGCAAGUUAAUAUGAAACCUGUCGUUGUUUGUCAAAGCCAAAACGCCAGGCCGAAACUUUUUAUUCCAAUGAUUUUCUGCUACCAUUACCACAUUCACAUGAAAAAAGCAUGUACAUUUUUGCUUCAACACUGUAGAUUUUUUGUGCGUUUCUUAACAAGAUCCCGCUUUGUCGCGAGCUCGAUCUCUAAUCAUAACACAUAAUAAAUCAGAACUUAGAAGGUUCUCUGACCGAAUCUCUUUUACAAGUCUUAGCCUUAGGUCUGUACUUGAAGACUAUGGAUGUGAAGGCAGAACUAGUCAAAGUUCGUGAAUAAAACAGUGAUAAGAUUUUCCAAUAAAAAUUAAAAAUGUGAAAAUUUUCCAGGUAACAAAAUUUAUCUUUCUUUCUUCUCUACAUUUCGCGUCCAAAAUGUUUUAUAUCGCAACAGAUAAUUAUUAUAGAUUAUUAUUUCUCAUUUAUUAUUUGUAAUCAAACAACAAGGAUUUAAUUUCACAUCAUAAAUUAUCAUAUCAAAACACCCAGAAAUUCUGGGUGUCAUGUGACCAGUCGAUCCCAUGAGGGCCAUUUUCGCCGACCUUCGGCCAAGAAGGCAAAAUACUCCUAGAUGAGGUUGCUCUUGAAGCUAAAAUAAAAAUUCUGGCAAAAUUAACAUCGAUCCUUCGCUAUUUUUAGGUAUGAAAGCAUCUCGUGUUACUCUUAUGUUAAUCGGCGACAAUGGAUGCGGCAAAACAUGUCUGCUCAUGGUUUUCCGAGGUGAUGAAUGUCCGCCAUACUACAUCCCAAAAGUUUGCAUAGACUGUGUUAAAGAACAAAAUAUUGAUGAUGAGAACAUCGAAGUUCUUGUAUUUGACAGCAUGUCCCACGAAGAUCAUGAUAAAUUGAGAACGUUAUGCUAUCCUGCUGUAAACCUAGUCAUUAUUUCAUAUUCAAUUGAUUCCCAAACCACUUUUGAAAAUGUUAGGAAAAGAUGGCUACCGGAAGUAAAUCAAUAUGCUCCGCAGAUUCCCGUGGUACUUGUAGGAUGGAAGAACGAUCUUAGGGAUAACGGGAGUACAGGGAAGGAUACAGACGAAGAAACAUUGGUGUCCGAAGCUCAAGGACACAAGAUGAAAAGUGAAAUAGGAGCUGUAGAAUUUUUUGAAUGUUCUGCUCUCAAAAAUGAAGGAGUACACAAAUUGUUUGAAACUGUGGCGAGAAUUGCUUUAGCCGAAAAGCGCAGACAACGGCCCGGUCGUUGUUUUGUCUUAUAAGCUGUUGAAAUCGAAAAGUAAUUAUCAUUUGUUUUAAUUGUCAAAAGAAAUAAAAAUGAUACAUGAAUAUCCUUUGACAUCUUUAUGGGCCGAUACAGAACUAUUUUUACAGGACUAACGCCUGUAUUCAGAAAGAUCACUCACUCGUACUCACCCUUUUAAUUUAAGUUAUAUUCAAGUGAGUGACAUUAAGAAGGGAUUGAAAUACGAUUGUGAACGAAAUAAGAGUCUAACGUUCCACUCCCUGCAUUUGCAUUCAUAAAGCUCACUCGAGUGCGACUUGUCUGUGAUGUACUUUGUCUUUCUUAUUAGUGUUGUUAGUGGAUUUACAUGUUUUAGAAUCAUAUAUAGCAUUUACAUAUCUGUCCACUGUCCAGUAAGUUAAAUCCACAAUAUAGGAGAAGUCCCCAUGUUCUUCACGGCAAAUUAAUACCGUGGACGAAAUCUAAUGUAUCAAUUUAUUCUUGAUUACGCAAUUGCCGCAGGUAUGCUUUAAUAACACGACAUUCAGCUAUAGUUGUUAAGAUUGGCAUAAGUUUUCACAUCCAAAUGGAAAUAUACCUGUUGAAUGCAGAAAAAGUUAAAUUUCUGCAACGAUGCAUCAUCCACCUCCAUUAAUUGCAGAUAUGCUUUUCCCGACUAUGUCCAGUAGAUUACGAAAGCCAUUCUGCUUUAACAUGUUGUCAUGUACAUCUACAAUUCGGAACUACUCCUCGAUAUAGUUCUGACAAUAAGUAUAAUUUAAUGUCCAUUCAUUCUAGAUAAAGGAGCUCCAGUAGGAUAUGACUGAGCCAUUUCAUCAUAUUUCAUCCCAAUAUAUGUCAGCUGAAAAUCUGAAACACUGCUUGUUACAAGUGUUUCUUGUCCGUCCUCAGGUACUAUUUUUGGGCUGCACUUGAGGUCAUGGCGGCCAUUUUUGAGGAUCUUUAACAAAAGAAUUUCAUUAGCAGCUAUUGUAUUUGAAGCGCGUUGUCAUCCACAUGGUCGCCAUAUCUUUGUCAAAUAAAUCAGUGGUGGCGCCAAGGAGGGGCUAGGGGGGGGGGGCUACAGCCCCCUUGUCGGGGAGCCCUAGCCCCCCCCACAUCGGGGAAAAUUAAUAGAUGCGUCGGGGAAAACUGAGAAAAAAAUUUGAAGGAAUUCCGAAAAGCACGAUCUUGUCGCCAAGCUUAUUCUCCCGCAUGUUAUUACAUUAAUUAUUAAUCAUUGACAUUAAUAUUCAUUCACUUCUGCACUAGCUAGCUAGCAAGGUGCGACUGUAGUUCGUAGUUACGCACAUUUCUUAACAUAGUACAUGCGUUACGCAAGUUCGCUUACGUACCGUGGUCGAAGGAUUUUUUAUCUGCAUAUAGAUGACAGAAUAAUGGUGUGGUUGAGUGGGAGAAUUGGAGAAAGGCCAGACAAACUCGAUUUUGGGUGCGGGAGCUAGGAGGUCUGGGAGUGUUCCCCAAGACAAUUUGAAUCUAGAGGCUCUUAAAAGAUUUCUUUUACCCAACCACUCACAAAAACUGUUUCAAAACAUGUAACUGGGAAUCAUGGAUAUUCAAUAUAUAAAAACCUUAAAUUUGCAUUUGAGGCAGCAAAGCUAGAAUAUUAGGUUCUCCCACUCUAAUCUCUUUUGGGGAGCUUCCUUUCGCCCCAAUUUUACCUUCUUUUCCAUUACCCCAGCACGUAAGUGAUUUGUGAGGACAAUAGGAGGGUCUGGGCUACUCUCCAAGAAAACGUUUAUAUUUGUGAUGCUCAAUUAAUGACAGCAUUUCUGGAGCAUCCACAAGGGUAACGAGUAAAUGAGACGACUGUUUUAAUUAAGGCUAUUUUUGUUAGUUUGGUGACUGCACAUUUGUGUUUUAAUGUGACUACACAUUUUGUGUAGAACUGUACGUUCAAAUAAACCCUGGCAUAUAUAAACGUACACUUGCACAUUUUAUGUAAAUAACUUAUAUAAAGUGAAGAUAUCUAAGUCUAUCUCGCUUGGCGCACUCAAAAGGACAUUGACGACUUCUACGUGAAAUAAGUAUUCUGCGGAAUAUUUCUACAUGAACCGGCAAUCAUCUUCAAUUUGGAAAUCGGAAAGCAAUACUCGCUCUAAAAACGUAUUUGGCCAUACGCUCUAAAGUUCGUUGCACAGUUUGUCAUGAGGUUUUUCAAAACGACUAUGUCGGGAAACAUAGAAAAUCUAAACACAAAGACUUUCACGCGCCUGGUCGUCAGGCUCCCAUAUAACCAUUGAGUUGGAUAAGUCUGAUACUCGUCAGAGUAAAGCUGUAUCGCCGCCACUACCACAAACGUCUGCAAGUCCCGUAGUAUAUUGAUUCGUACAUUUUAUAAAGAAUGCAUCAUGCAGGCUCAAUUGUAUAUUUUAAGUGUAUAAAUUAUGUACUGUUUAAUAAACGAGCAGGAGUGUUUUAUUAGGUUUAAAGCCACGAGCGCGCAGCGCGAGUGACUUUAGACCUAAUAAAACACGACCUGUGAGUUUAUUGAACGGCUUCAAACACGACUACAAAUUCAAUAGAUAUACUGCCUUAUUAGUAUUCUUUAUAUAAAGAAUACUAAUUAGCAGUGUUUUAUCAGGUUUAAAGCCACUGCACGUGACAUAUUAUGGUUGACAUGAUUUGCCAAUAAGCUUAUGAAUUAUUAAUGAGUGUUUGAAGUUAGUAUAUACUAUACGCUUAACCAUGAAAAAAUUUGCAUAGUCCCCCAGUCGGGGAACAUAGCCCCUCCGUCGGGAAAUUUCUGGCGCCACCACUGAAAUAAAUCUCAAGGGAUUGAUUGCAACCCAGCAAUAACUGAUCAUAUCUACACCAUACUUGUCCUCCUGUACUGAAUCAUGCAGUUUUAAAAUUUUGUAUUGUCGAACUUGGCCUUAGCGACCAUUAACCUAUUUUUAUAAUUUGCAAAAUUAAUCCUCAGCCCGUUUUCCUAUUACUAUUAAGCUUCCUGUGUUUGAAUAAUUAGACCACAUAGGCUUAGUACAAAAAGAUCGUUUUAAUAACUACGUUUCGGAGUAUAACUCCAUCUUCGGGUUAAAAGUAACUAAAUAUCUAGCUACUAUACGCAAUCCUAACGGAUUUUGUCUAAAUUUAUAAUUGUUUUUAAAGUUUUAUAUCUUUAGUUACUUUUAACCUGAAAAUGGAGUUAUACUCCGAAACGUAGUUAUUAAAAUAAUAUUUUUGUACUAAGCCUAUAUGGUCUAAUUAUUCAAAAACAGAAUUACUAAAAUGCGGCUUAGAAAAAGUUCCGUCAUACAAGAUUAUUAAGCUUCCGUGAAGCGUGCAUUUAGAAUUACGUUUCAAAACGUUUCUCCCAGGAAGUUCGUGGACGAAAACGUUUUGGCAAAUUUUGAAAUGAUAUUCACGUAAUUAUCCUUACAAUCAGUUAUUUAUGACAAUUCUAAUGAUCUUCUAGGACUAUUUCUUGUUUUCAUUCUGUUAGGAAGUUUUUAACCCAGCUAAUUAUAUAGUUGGUUCAUGGACUUCCAUAGAAGUAGUUUACGAAGUAAAAUUUUAUGGUCAAUAUGGUCAAAAGCCUUAGCGAAAUCCAAUAGGGAAAUCCUUAUAAAAUUUUUUGGCUCAUCGGAUCUACAGUACUGAGUAAAUGGCGAAUGAAGCUCAAUAGUGCGUGAGUUGUCGACGAUCUCUUUAGCGAACGAUAUUACCGUUUAUCAAUCUUAUCAAAAAUCGAUUUCAUCAGCCAAUCAGCAAUGAAUCAUUCACAUAUUUUAGCUGGGGUAGAUGUAUAAGAAAAAUUGGUCGUAAAUCCGUAUUCAUAUAAUUUAAAUUCUUUACUUCUUGAAUCGGAAUAAUAUCCGUUUUUUUCCAGAUAGCUAGUUGGACCAAUGAUUGUUGUAUUGAUGAAUUCAAUAAUCAAUAUGGAUGCCAUUGGUAAGGCAAGUAUUAAUGAAUUAUACUUUAGGGCCCAGUUACGCUAGGUAUAUGAUCAGCACCCGACGACUUUGAAAUUAAAAUUGAAAUGGUGCAUAAUUUGCGAAAACUUCAAUUUCGCUAAUAUUAGUUCGGAUGGAAUUUCAGAAUUAUCGAUUUUAUAUUGCAUGCCAAUAGGUGUGAUAUAACGGAUCUAGGUGUUGCGUAACAGAGACGAAGGUAAGGUUUAUUUUCUCAGCAAGAUCAUUGCCUCUGAUCAGUCCUACCCACCGAGACGAUAGACUGUGGUAAUUGCUUUUUUGGGUAGCUAGCUAAUUGUUUUACAGUGUUCCACCAUUUCUUAUUAUUCUAAACCUUGACUGGAGGGGAGGGGCUUUAGCCCCCAACUAAUAUAGUACAUAAAAAAACGCCCUGAAGAUUCCAGGUCAAGUCGGUUCGAGUGGGUGAUAUUUUGAAACUCAGUGUGUUUUUAUGACUUUGAUUUUUUUGUUUCGGAUGUUAUGCACUCUGGUGAAGAUAUGUUGUCUCUGAAUGUGUCCACACCGGCACAGAGAAGAGAAAUACAGAGUUGUAACUAGUGUACCUACUUUUUCGUGCGCAUGCUCGGCAAGUUACUAGAGGCAUGCAUCUGAUUGGUUGAUGACCUGAUGACGACUCACUUUAAACUUGCAGAGCAGGCGCAGUUGAUCAUUUUUGCCCGGUAGUCUGAAAGUGGGUACAUGAAAACGUAAGCUUCCGCAGUGUUUACAACGGUUAGUUACGGCUCUGUAUGUCUCUACUCUGUGACACCGGGCAAGCUGAACAGUAUGGUUUGCAGGUCAGGCAUUUGCAAAAUCAUACAAUUACAAUAUAUUAUCUAAAAGACAUUUAUAUAAUUAGGCCAUCAGUAACAAUAUAAAGGGCUCCCGAGCCGAUAUUUCAAUCACGAAAACGAGGCUCUAUAUCCCAGGUUGAGUACUUUACGGACCAGUGACGUAGUACAAGCAUGCGCAUGGAAUAUAUAUUUUCAUUUUUUGUAAUGGAAAUUAUAUAUCUUCCUAUGUUUUAAAUAGUCUGUAUUUGAUUGGGAUGAAGUAAAGUUGUUAUUUUAUCGACUCUAGAAUUUACAAAUUUCACCAGGCAGCAUACCCCUGGACUUAACAUUUCGCUGUACUAUAUUUUGCAUAUGGAUAGCGUGGGACUCCAAAUCGUAUAAUGAACAAACUUUGUUGGACCUGGCGUAGGGUAAAAUUGCUUCGGCUCUCCUGUGAUGUCCCCCCCCCCCCUUCCCUGGCUAUGUCCAGAGGGCAGAGGGCAACGCAUUGAUUUAUACUGGCAGAUUUGCCCAUUCGCAGGCUGGAAAUUGAAAUUCGAGUAUUUCCGGGACUUCUUUUAGAACGAACGAAGGAGACUACACACAGAAACCAGGCAGAAACGCAAUCUUCAAAGGUUUGCGGCAGAUUUAUAAUACAGCAGAUUGGAAGAGGUAACAUUUUCAAUAUGAUUUGUAAACAUGCAACACACACUGUUCUCGGUAAAUUAUAGUUAUUUGUAUAGCUGUGUUGCAGUGUUGAGUGUUGGAUAUAUGCCAGAGUGCAGAGCAGCAGAGGUUACAGAUUAUUUUGGCUUAUUUUUCACCCUGCUCGGUUUCCUUGGUUCUUAUCGGGGAAUGUAUUCAAUAUUCCCCUUUAAUCAAUUUCCGUUUAAUAAUCCCCUCUAAUAUUCACCUGCAAUAAAUAAUCCCCUCUAAUAUUCACCUGCAAUGUCUUUGCAGCACAAAAAAUGAGAAAAAAACCCAAUAUAACGAAGGCAAUGGCAUUAAGGAUUAUUUCUAUUCUGACUCAUUAACGCGACCUCGCAGUGUGAAAAAUAAGUACGUUAUUUUGAGGCAGCUCGGGGAUAUGUGUUUAUUCACCUCGGCGCUGCGCGCCUCGGUGAAUAAAUCACAUAUCCCCUCGUUGCCUCAAAAUAACCUAUACAUAUAAGCAUAUUACCGAUAUUGGCAUCAGAUUACUCAAAGUCAUGGAAAUAAUGAAAUGAGAUUAUUUUACCGUUUUAAAAGCACACAGGAUUGUCUAUUUUGACAUUGGUUUUAUUCCCCAAAAGUGAAAUGUUUUGAAGGGCAAAUAUUGGUGUACAUGGUAUCUCCGAGUGUAUCUCCGUUGUAUAUUUACUGAAGUGAAGUUGUCACGACAUUGGUCACGACAUUCAUCACAACAUUCGCACCGACAUUUCUCAGGAGAUUAAUUAAAAUAGAUUUAGUAAACAGAUAAUGACCACAUGUGGUGAGCUCGCUAUUUCCCAUCAUUUAAAAGAAAUGAACAUAAAAAUAGGUAUUAGCAUAUGGAAAAUUAUUUACAUUUUGAUCUUUGCAGCAAUAUUAAUUCUAUCGAAGAUCUUGAACAAUUUAGACAGUUUAUAGGUAGUAACGUUUUUUUUCAAAAACCCAAUGCUAUAAGUCAGGCCCCGAUUACACUAUACCGGAUUGCAUCGAAGCGACGCGAUUUCUGUACCGGAUUGGCCUCUUGUUUACACUACGCCACUGUAAUCCGGUACGUGCCGCGGCGCGAAAAUCACUUCGCUUUGGAGGUGAUAUGAAAAGUAAUCCGGUACGUGCUGUACCGGAUAAAACCAAGUGUAAUCAGGCAAUCCGGUACGCUCCGGUACUAUAAAUAGGUUUCGGCAAGUAUAUUUUAACAUUGUCGUUUUAUUUACUCGCUUUUAAAUAUUUUAUAGCUGUUGUUUGCUUCGCUUUACAAUUAUUUAUUAUUUCUAGCGAAGACAAAUAAAGAUAGCGAUAAUAACAUUGACUUCUUGCUUUCAAAAGGGCAAAAUUUAAUGAAAUACUCGUCAAUUUUCGAUACGAGCGAGACAAAGCAACGUCGGGUGGUCAAGCUUUGUAAACAAAGUUAUAAUUCACAAGUACUGUCGAGAAAACGUCCAAAAUGGUCAAAACUUAUUAUUUGUUUCCGUGGCAACGAUAAAAGAUACUAGCUGGCGACAGAGCGAAGCGGCAUAGUGUAAACACCCUUGAUUUUGGCUUCGGUGUGAAAAUUGAUCCGGUAUGAAAAUCAAUCCGGUAUAGUGUAAUCCCAGCCUCAGUCGCAUCUGCAUUCGAUCAUGCCAAAUCAUCAAUUCAAACAACUACAUUUGCAAGUGGAAUUAAUCUAAUAUACAUACACGCAAGUAUACUACAUAUGCAGUUUCUAAUAGACAAUGGUAACAACAUAUUAAAUCAUGUUUGCAAUUUUUAAAAGCUUUUAACAACAGCUAGUCAUAACUUCUAAGUAUAACUUGGCAUAUUGCCAUCACGAAAUUCAUCACUUCAUGCCAUUCAGAAGGGUAUUGCUUAAUUUCUUAUAUAGAACAUUAUACACCUUCGAGCAGUAUGACAUUUGUCAUAGAGACCAAAUGAUUUUUACACCGUUUUUGCCUUUUUGGUAUUUGUAUGUGCAACACAUACAAAGCUGAAAGUCCAUGUUUCAACAAAUUCAAUACGUUUUCCAUUUUUGACAUACUGUAUAUGGCGUAUAAUUUUAUGCUGUUUAUAUCGAUAGUAAACAUGUCCUGGGGAACAAAUUAUUUAUAUGCGUUUUUUCUGCCAUUUCUUUGAAAAUGUAAUACGAAGUUCCGCACUGCACUUUCAUGCAAAAUGGUUAUCUAUGUUGAGUUCUCAUUUUCUCGUUACCUAAUCAAUAGGAAUUUUUUAUUUUAACAUGUAUAUGCUGUACAAUUUUAUGCUGUUUAUAACCAUACUAUAAUUGUCUUGGGGACCAAAUGAUUUAUAUGCGUUUUUGAGCUAUUUAUUUCACAGUGUAAUACGAUAUUCCGCACUUCGCUUUCAUGCAAAAUAGGUUGUCUAUGUUGAGGUCGCAUUUCAAGUCUGAUUACCUAUUUUAUAGGAAUUUAAAUUUUUAUUUUAACAUAUAUGGCGCAGAAUUUUAUGCUGUUUAUAACCAUACUAAAACUGUUCUGGAGACCAAAUGAUUUAUACGCGUUUUUGUGCUAUUUCUUUGAUAGUGUAAUAAGAGAUUCCCGUCUGCGCUUUCAUGCAAAAUGGUUGUCUAUGUUGAGGUCAGAUCUCAUUUUUUCGUAUUCUAUAAGAAUUUUUUUAUUUUAACCUAUAUGGCGUAUAAUUGUAUGCUCUUUAUAACGAUGCUAUAGUUGUUCUUGGGACCAAAUGAUUUAUACGUGUUUUUGUGCUAUUUCUUUGACAGUGUAAUACGACUCCGCACUGCGCUUUCAUGCAAAAUCACUGUCCCCGCUCAGGUCUCGUUUUCUGAUUAUUUAUAUUCUAUAGGAAUUUUUUAUUUUAACAUAUAUGGUGUUAGUAGAAUUUUAUGCUGUUUACAACCAUGCUAAACUUCUCCUGGGGACCAAAUGAUUUAUAUGCGUGUUUGUGCUAUUUCUUUGACAGUGUAAUACGAGAUUCCGCUCUGCGCUUUCGUGCAAAAUGCAUGGUUGUCUAUGUAUGUCAUAGGAAUUUUUCAAACAGCAUACAAUUCCACGCCAUAUAUGUUAAAAUAAAAUUCCUAUAUAACAAUUUGUGUUCAAUAUAUAGACCACAGUAAGACUUGUUUUAAAUGUGUGUAUUACAUUAACAAACGACGUUUCGGAGAUUUACUCCAUCUUCAGGUAGAGUAGUUAGAACAUAGGCUGCCCAAAAGUGCGUGUUGUAAUUUUUACCCUCGCGCGUGGCGCUCGGGCAUGCAUCGAGUCUACUCAGUUUAUUAUUAUGACAAGGUUGGCAAGACUUUUAACGGAAAUUUAUUACAACGUUUACUAGAGUAUGAAUAUUUCGCAAAUUACAAACAAAAACAAUAAAAAAUCUACAUCAUUUCAAACACUGGUAAUUUUACUACAUUCUCUCAAAGUUUUAACUUCAAAAGUUCAUUCUAAGGUUGUUAAAAUAGCGAAUUAUUUUCGUUUUUUUUGCAAAAUUUUGUCAAAACUAUGCUGGGGUCACGUAUCCUGUGGUGAUGUCAUAUAUUUAAAUCUUGAAGAAGCGUUGAUUUGCUGCUGUUGUACACGAUUCCAGUGAACAGCAAAUCAACGCUUCUUCAAGAUUUAAAAAAUAUGACAUCACCACAGGCAUAGAUUAAGUAAGAACAGAUGUGUAACUUCAGUAAAAAAGUUGUCCCACGGUCGCCAUCUUCCUAGCAAGUGUCGCUCGCGUGACAAUUCGUCAUUUGGUAAUACGUCAUUGCUUUCAAAAUGCUUUCAACACGUUUUCCACAACUUUAAUUGCUUUUAACAACUUUGAACAUUGAACAAAUGAUGCUCUCGAUUGUCUAAUCCAUAAAUUUCGAUCCAAAAAAGCCGCAAUAAUAUGCAAACGUUCGUGUUUCCAGGACGCCAUUUUGCUAGCAAGUGUCAUGGCGUGAGCAUGACGUGUACAUCUAGGGAAAUUUGAGGACACGAAUUCCUAUUAAGUUACACAUCUGGUAUAUACUUCAUCUGUGCCACAGGGUACGUCACCCCAGCAUAGUUUUGACAAAAUUUUGCAAAAACCCCGAAAAUAAUUCGCUUUUUUAACAACCUUAGAAUGAACUUUUGAAGUUAAAACUUUGAGAGAAUGUAGUAAAAUUACCAGUGUUUGAAAUGAUGUAGAUUAUAUAUUGUUUUUGUUUGUAAUUUGCGAAAUAUUCAUACUCUAGUAAACGUUGUAAUAAAUUUCCGUUAAAAGUCUUGCCAACCUUGUCAUAAUAAUAAACUGAGUAGACUCGAUGCAUGCCCGAGCGCCACGCGCGAGGGUAAAAAUUUCAACACGCACUUUUGGGCAGCCUAUGGUUAGAACUACAAUUUGAAUUUAAAGUAACAUGCGCAUGCAUAAACGUUAAAUUGCGACCGUUAUUCGCGCGUGCGAAAUUGUGUAUCGUAUAAAUGACGUGUCUGAUUAAUUCUAAUAAAAAUCAGAAAUUGUUAAUUCUGUCUUUAAUGUUUAAACUACGAAAUCCAAGACAUCUAACUGUUCCUAUUUUCCAUUCAAGUCUGGAUUGAGCUUAAGGACUAGAAAAUACAUGCAUGCAGAAACCCCUCGCCUUACUGACAAAACCAUUUCCGAACAUGAAGUAUUUAAAGUAGUUGUCAUGGUAACACGAUAAUUUUAUUAAGAAUAUUUUUACAAAUGAAAAAUCCCCUAAAAAUAUCACUUUUAAUUACAAACUUUUCAAUUCCUCAAACAUAUAUAUGUUAAGUAUGUUAUUAUACGUCAUAUAAGUUUCAAUUUAAGGUAAAAUUCAACCUCAAACGCUUCGCAAGACGUUUUAAAAUGUUCUUAAUAAAACUAAACGCCUGCUUUAUCGAAAAACUUUAAGUUUGAAACAAAAUGAUUUCAAAUUCCCGCAUUAAUAAAAAAGGUUAAUCAAUAAAGAAACACUGAAAUUAUAGGCUGUUUUUCAUUUAAAAUAUACGCAACGAUCAGCUUCCAAGCCGUUUUAAAGCGAACAAUAUAUACAUCAAUAUUUAAAACAAACCUACCUUCGUUAACGUCGGUGCCUUUACCCCUUCUUUUAGUAAUUCUUUCGCCUUUAUUAUCUUAAAAAGCUUCUGAAAUUCACAAAAUCUUGCAAAAGUGAAAUAUAUUUGCAAGAGAUCAUCAUUCAUCAAUCAUAAAAUCAAGAAAUGUUUGCUAUUUCGCUAUCGUCAUGCAGUCGUUAUAAUGCAAACUUUAAAUUUGACCAAUAGUGUCGGCUAUUCACGACAGUCCGCCAUAUUUUUGAGAUCAGUGAGGAUGACCACCCACCGAAACUUCGUUGGUGACCGACGCCCGCGAUCAUUGAUGAACUUUAGACUUCGCUAAUGCUUUCGUUUCCCCGGGUGUAAAUAGCCGGGCGGAAUUAGUGCCCUCGCCCCGGGCUUACGGCCGGAACGGCGCUCCGCGCCGUUGGCUCGUGGAUGAAUAAUGCUUCGGUAAGUUUCCGUUCUACAGACCUUUUGUUCUUUUUAAUUAAAAUCUUAACAGACAGUUAAGUUUUUUGUCCGUAAUGUUAGUCGAGAUAGUGCUUCGAGAAAACCAUGUUUUUAUAAGACUUUGCUUUCGAAUUUGCUGUGGAACGAAAAUGUUCUUGGUAUCGAACAAAUCAAUAAUGGUCUGCCUGUUUCACCUACGUAGCUACGUUGUUCCGCGAAGGUCACAGUUGAUUUGUUACACGGACAUCUUUCUGUGUACACCGAACGGGAACAUUUGAGUUGCCGCAGAUUGGACAUUCAGAGGUGUCUGUGCAUACUUUAACGUAAGGUCGCGAUUUUACGAGGAGUUGUUUAAGUGAGCUUUGCAAUUGUGGUCUUUCAACUGUAUUUUGACAUUGAGGUUUGAACUCUGAACCGCUCUUCGGAUGUCGGUGGUAAAGCUUCUGGAAAUGAAUGGAAUUGUGAAUGUGGGAAGAGGUACGACUUUCGAUUCUGACAGUUUUCGUUUUGUUGUCUGGAAUUUUUUUAUAUAGUUGUUGCUAUAGCCGUUUCGUCUCGCUCUUCUUUCAAACUUCCGUUCAGCUUCUUCAAACAGGGCGUCGGUUGAACAUAUGUAUGUAUAUGUCUUGAUGGUAUUACCGAUAGCAGCCCGUUUGAUUUGUUCUGGGUGAUGUGAUUUUGCAUUCAACAUUAUUCCUUUGUUUACCGAUUUUGUAUGCCAUCCCGUCUCCACUGUUCCAGAUUCAUUUACCUUGAUUUUUGUGUUGAGGAAUGGGAGAAAUCCAUCUUCGCCUAGUAACUCGAUUUCGAAUCGUACUGAUGGGUCUUGUGAAUUAAGCUUGUCUUGGAUCUUUAUAGCUUCAUCUGGGCCGCUAGCAGGCGUAAUACAAUCAUCAAUAUAUCGAUAAUAUAGAAGGGAAGGGAAAGAGCUUGGUCGGAAUAUAUAUAUAUAUAUAUAUAUAUAUAUAUAUAUAUAUAUAUAUAUAUAUAUGUAUAUAUAUAUAUAUAUAUAUAUAUAUAUAUAUAUAUAUAUAUAUAUAUAUAUAUAUAUAUAUAUAUAUAUAUAUAUAUAUAUAUAUAUAUAUAUAUAUAUAUAUAUAUAUAUAUAUAUAUAUAUAUAUAUAUAUAUAUAUGGGGCUAACCGGUUUCCCAUAGCCAGACCUCGACGCAGUUCGUAAUAAGAUCGUUUCCAAGAGAGGCAGUUAUUUCCGAAGAUAGCUUUGGUGAGUAGAAUGACGUCAGAUACAAAUUAUACUAUUAACAUGAGGCUUAGGGAAAGUUCGUUCCUAAACAUCAUAUAGAAUAGGUAACGAGAAAAUGGGACCUCCCCUUUGCAUGAAAGCCCAGUGCGAAACCUCGUAUUACACUGUCAAAGAAAUAGCACAAAAAACACAUAUAAAUCAUUUGGUCACCAGAGGUACCACUCUCAGCAUCCAUUGCACCCCAGGACAAUUUUAGUAUGGUUAUAAACACCUUAAAUUUCUACGCCAUAUACAUUAACAUUAAAAAAAUCCUAUAGAAUAGGUAACGAGAAAAUGAGACCUCAACAUAGACAACCAUUUUGCAUGAAAGCACAGUUGCAGUGUCGUAUUACACUGUCGAAUAAAUAGCGCAAAAACGCAUAUAAAUUAUUUUGUCCCCAGAACAAUUUUAGUACGAUUAUAAAUAGCUUAACAUUAUACGCAAUAUAUGUUAAAAUAAACAAUUUCUAUAGAAUAGGUAACGAGAAAAUGAGACCUCAACAUAGACAACCAUUUUGCAUGAAAGCGCAGUGCGGAAUCUCAUAUUACACUGUCAAAGAAAUAGCACAAAAACAAAUAUAAAUUAUUUGGUUCCCAGGACAAUUUUAGUAAUAAUGGUCAGAAAAAGCUUAAAAUUCUACGCCAUAUACAUUAAAAUAAAAAGUUCCUAUAGAAUAUGUAAUCAGAAAUUGAGACAUAGACUUGGAUUAUGACAUAGAUUUGGAUUAUGCAUGAAGCGCGGUGCAGAGUCGUAUUACACUUGCAACGAAAUAGCACAAAAACGCAUGUAAAUAAUUUGGUCCCAGGAAAAUAUAUGGCAUAAAAUUCUAAGCCAUAUAUGUUAAAAUAUGAAAUUCGUAUAGAAUAGGUAAUAAGACCUUAACAUAGACAACCAUUUUGCAUGAAUCGAAAGCGCAGUGCGGAAUCUCGCAUUACAUUUUCAAAGAAAUAGCAGAAGAACGCGUAUAAAUCAUUUGGUUCGCAGGACAUGUAUUGUUUACUAUCAUUAUAAACAGCAUCAAAUUAUUGCAUAUAUGUCAAAAUGGAAAAUCGUAUUGAGUCUGUUGAAGCAUGGACUUUGUAGCCUAUGUGUUAUUAAUUUGUAAAUAACAAAAAGGCAAAAACGUGUAAAAACGUUGGUUCCUAUGACAAAUUUCAUAUUGCUCGAAGGUGUAUAAUGAUCUAUAUAAGAAACAAGACGCUCUACGGAGCGUUAACUCGCUGGGGCUAUACAAAUACGCUCAUUACUGUACAUGAUACAUACAGUACACAGCUAUUUCAAUUAAAUGCCAUUUUCCAUUGCAGUCGCUUUGCCCGCGCGUGCGGAGCGUACAUUACUCAACUUUCUCUGUAGUUGUCUAACUUGUGCAUUUUUUGUCCGCCUGACUGCCCGCGGACAUGCCAUGAAAGUUGAACUACAUUCGACUUGCUUGGUUUGCCCGCGCGACUGAUUUUUCACGUGAUUAAAAUUUGUCGCUACGCCCGCGCGGGCAAAGCGACUACAAUGGAAAAUGGCCUUCCCCGAGCUAAGCGGAAAAGUCGAAUACGAGCGCGAAAGGCUUAACACAGUACUAAAUGCGGUAGGUCCUAGAGGUGUGCAUCGGAUCGGAUUGGGCGUUUAUAAUCCGACAAUUGCCUUAUGUUUAAAAUCCGAUCCGAUCCGAAAUUGUCUAAUCCGAAUCCGAUCCGAUCCGAGUUUUGAUAAUGAAUACCAAUCCGAUCCGAUCCGAAGAAUUCUUAAACAAAAUAAAUUUCUCAUUCAAUGCAAGUUGAAAUAUUUAACCAAAUAAAUAUAAAAGCAAAAAAAACAUAUCAAGAAGCUGACAAAGUGACGUCCAAUUCGGAAGUAUCAAACGAAUAAUGCAGCGGCAACCGCAAUAAUGCUUUGAUAAAUUCAUGGAUUUGAUUCUUGCGAUAAUGCAUGGAUAAUUAAUUCAUUUCAUUUCGGAUAUCGAAGUCAGAUCCAAUCCGAUCCAAUUACGAAUCAAAUUUAUCAAUCCGAUACGAUAUGAAUAUUUUGGUUCCGAAAUCCGAACGAAUCCGAUCGGAUCGGAUUCGGAUCGGUUUCGGAUCGGAUUUGCACACCUCUAGUAGGUGAGUAGGUCCUACAAGUAAAGUUAUAUUUAGUACGCUACAUUCUUCAAGACUGUCAGCCGCCAGUUGGUCCGCACAAAAUAGAAUAUUUUGGGGCUUUUGGGCUCAAAAUACUAUCAAAAUGAAGAGAGAAGUAAGACGAAUCCACUGGUAUACAGCCGAAAAAGAAAAAAACAAUGAUACCAAAGGAUCAAACAUACUGCAUUUUUUUAUAAUUAGUUUAAUAAUAUUGAGCGAUUUGUCAACAAUACAAUUUCGCUUGGCUUUCAAACACAAAGGCCAUAAAUCGCUAGAAUACUGUUGUUUAGUGAUACAUUUGACAUCCAUAAUUAGUACACGCUAACGCUGAAUCGAACGGUGGUAUUUUUAUCCUUAUUGCGCCAUUAGGCAUUGCAAAUACACUAUGAAUCCUCUGCUAUGAAUCGUACUGCGAGUGAUUUAUCAACAAUACGUACUGCGAACGAUUUGUCAACAAUACAAUUUCGCUUGAUUUUCAAAGGCCAUAAAUCGCUAGAAUAUUGAUGUUUAGUAAUACACUUGACAUCCGUAAAUACAAUUUCUUACGCUGAAUCGAACGGUGUCGCUUUCUUCUCAAAAUAUAUUAUAGCAGCGCAGCCAAACGUAAUUAGGUAACUUGCGAGUUGCGAUUUGCGAAGGUUGCUGUUUCCAUGUCAAUUUUGGUAAAAUUCCUUGCAAAAUUGUUCAAUUUUUUUAAAUUUUCCCGAAUUUUCCUCAAAACGCAAGGUUGUUUUAAUAUGGAUAAUAUGGGGAAAAAUUAGCAGGAGUCUUAUGGACAAUUUGGGUAAAGAUUGGCAGCUCAUUAAUAUUCUAUUUUGUGGCUAUCGACGACGAUUGGAGAUCCACUAAUUAAACCAUAACUAGGAAAUACAUGCAUGCAGAAACCCUCGCCUUGCUGACAAAACCAUUGCAUUUUCCGAACAUGAAGUAUCCAAAGUAGUUGUCAUGGUAACACGAUAAUUUUUUAAGAAUAUUCUUACAAACGAAAAAUCGCCUGAAAAUAUCACUUUUAAUUACAAAGUUAUCAAUUUCCCAACAUAUAUAUGCUAGGUAUGUUAUUAUACGUAAUAUAAGCUUCAAUUUAAGGUAAAAUUCAACCACAAACGCAUCGCAAAACGUUUUAAAGUGUUCUUUAUAAAGCCAAACUGCCUUUCAUUAAAUGGCUUUAUCGAUAAACUUUGAGUUUGCAAUAAAAUGAUUUCAAAUUCUCGCAUGCAAAUAACUUUGCUUUCUUUUUAUUUAUUUAAAAAAUUCGAUAUAAUAAAAAAGGGAAUCAAUAUUAAAGUUACACUGAAAUUUAUAAUUAUAUGCUGUCUUGUUUAGUUGUUUCAUAUACGCAAAGGCCGUCGGGUUUUAAAGCCAUUAUAAAAUCAAUAUUUAAAACAAACUUACCUUCGUUAACGUCGGCUCCCUUCUUUUAGCUGAUUCUUUCACCCUUUCUUUCUUGAAAUUUACAAAAUCUUGCAGAAAUACGAGCAAAAAUGAAGAAUAUUUGCAAGAAAUUUAUCAAUCAUCAACUCAUCAAAUCAAGAAAUGUUUGCUAUUUCGCUGUCGUCAUACAGCCGUUAUAAUGCAAACUUUAAAUUGGACCAAUCAGUGUCCGUUAUUCAUGACAGUCCGCCAUAUUUUGAGAUCAGUGAGGAUGACCACCCAUCGUUGGUGACCGACGCCCGCGCUCAUUGAUGAACUUUAGACUUCGCUAAUGCUUUCGUUUCCCCGGGUGUAAAUAGCCGGGGGGAAUUAGUACCCUCGCACGGCGCUUCGCGCCGCCGGCUCGGGGAUUAAUUCCGAGUAAUUAAACCAUACCCUUCUGACGGCGGUGAGUGAUGAAUGUCGUGAUGGCAAUAUGUAAGUCAUACUUAGAAGUUAUGACUAGCUGUUGUUAAAGCCGUUUAAAAUUGCAAAUAAAAUCAACAUUUAUGUUGUUACCAUUGUCAUAGUAAAAACUGCAUGUGUAGUAUAUUAACCGCAAGCGUAUGUAUAUUAACUUAAUUCCACUUGCAAAUAUACAUGUUUGAAUUGAUAAUUUGGUUUGAAUGAUCGGACUGAAAGAACAUUUAAUUGACUUAUUUACUAUGACUUAUAGCAUUGGGUUUUUGAAAGGAAAAAUUACUACCUAAACUGUUUAAGUUCAACUCUUUUAAAUGAUGGCAAAAAGCGAGCUCACCACUUGUGGUCGUUAUCUGUUUAGUUAAUCUCUUUUAAUCUCGUGAGAAAUGUCGGUGCGAAUGUUGUGAUGAAUGUCGUGACUCGUGAUCAAUGUCGUGACAGCUUCACUACAGUCAGGCAUUAACCUUUUCAUGUUUACAUCUCACUUAACGGGUAAUAUCUUAAUAAAAGGUGAUGGGGUUUUUCUGGAAUCCUGAGAAAUUUCUCCGAAUCAUAAAACUUGGUCACAAUUAAGGAGCAGUUGCAAACUGAAAAGUCCUCUAUGUGUAUAAGUCUACCAUAUUCACUAACAUUCAGGUCAUAUAAGGCCCUCUGUAUAUAAGCCCCACCAUUUGCAAGCCCACAGGCUACAGUAUAUAUUAUUGGACAGGUAUAUUUAUUAAUGCAGUAAUCGUAACAGGGAUUACAACAGCUCAGAUGAGUGACAAUAAUUACACCAACUUGUUUUAUGUAUUGACUAUAUACUGUAUGUUUAUAUCUCUUUUCGUUCACACUAUAGUUUACAAGUACGAUAAAUGUUAUCUCUAACAUCAAAUGUCGUCCAUAUGUAAGCCUCCCCCCGUAUAUAUAGCCUAUAAGCCCUCCCAUACUUACGAACGAAUAUAAGCACAGGGCUUAUAUUCAUACUGUAGGUGUACUGUAGAACCCUGAAUUACCUGACGUGUGAAUUAAUUAUUAUUCACACGUCAGGUAAGCCAAUAGCAUAACAGUUCAGGGUUCUACGGAACACCAAAAACAAAAAGUCCUGUGCUUAUAUUUGUUCAUAAGCAUGAUGGGAGGGCUUAUAUAUAUAAACAUGGGAGGGCUUGGCAAUUAAAUUUAUUUUAUUAGACUACUAUUUGUAGGUGUACUUGGUUUUUGAGAAGAGAACAAUUCCAAUCUCAUGACUCAUGAGUAUAUAUGUUCUCAUAUAUAUUUUCCAUCAAGGGUCGGUUGUUCAAAAUCCGAUUAGCUUAACCCUAGGUUAACGUCAAAUUCAAAGCAUACUGCAUGCGGAGCAGCUUGUUUAUAAAAUAGAAAAUUUUUUUCAGAAAUCUUGUCUGGAUUAUCAGAAGUCUAAUUUUCCAAAUUUUUGAAAGAAACAGACGUACAAAUAUACAUAAACCAGAGCAAUGUGUUAAAUUUAACGCACGGUUAGCACUAGUCGUGCUUUGGACAACCGGUCCCAGACAUAGAACUAAAUGCUUCUUUGAAUUAAAGUGCCUAUGACACGAAAUUUCACACCAAAGGUUAAUGGUUGCAUUGUAAAGAUCACUUAAAAUGACUUAAAGUGCUUAUGUCACAAAAAAAUUGAUAUUUGGUAGAGGACAAAAAGUUAGUUAAUAGGUUCUUUAACAUUUUUCGGUUUUCUCUUUUCAUUCGCGAGUUACGAGGCUCUAAACAGCGAUUUGCGUAAAAUUGUCGCGUAUCAACAAGAGUCUGGAAUGAGCGUGGUGUGACGUAGCUUAAGGGACUUAAUUUCGACGCGCAUUAUACAUUUGAUAUAUUUUCCAGCAUGUCAGGCAGUAGCUCGGAUUCGGAAAGCACUCAUAGUUCUCAAUGUGACUCAGAAUACAAUUAUAUUCCUGGAUAUAUUAUAGAGGAUGAAUCAAAUGAUACUAGUCACGAAAUUGGAACUCUAGAAGCAGUUGAUAGCGAAAUUUUAGGCGAUUAUGAUGCAUGCCUUUAUGCCGAUGAACCGCUAGCCGGCGAAGAAUGGUACGCACGAUAUCUAAAAAUUCAGCAGAACACAAGCAACAAAACGAGAUGCUACAGCGAAGAUUAGAUGGCCUUGAAGAUAUUAAAUUAUGGUGAGUGUAAACAUAGAUUUAUUUUAACAUUUUAACGUAAAAUAAGUAUCUCUGGCUAAUAUAUUUUGCGGGAUACGGGCUCAUAUGGCAUCAGUCACAACAAAGAGUUAAAACCACACUUCCCUCACCUUCGCAAGAAAAUACAAGACACGAGAUCAAAGAAAAUAUAAACAGACUGGUUCAGAGCAAAUUACGUAUAUAUUCUUGUUUGAAGCAACAGUGUUUAUCUGUGAUCACGUUUAUUUAAUACGAACGAUUGAACGAUUGUAUUAUCUCGCACGUUUUGACUUAGAGCCCAUUUUUCCAAACAAAUAGGUCGGCUGUGGCACAUCUUCAAAAACCAAGUUUACCUUCAGAACUUCCCUACAAGAUUCCAUCUCCUGACAGCACUAAGCUUCGUGUGCAUAUUGUAUAUGUAUUAUCACACAAUCGCCGCAUUUACACUUGUGAAAUAUGAUACAGGUGAGUGUGGUUUGAUGUGACUGAUGCCGUAUCAAAAAUAUAUCAGCCAGAGAUACUUAUUUUACGAUAAAAUGUUAAAUAAAUCUAUGUUUACGCUCACCAUGAUUUAAUAUCUUCAAGGCCGUCUAAUCUUCGUUCUAGCAUCUCGUUUUGUUCCUUGUGUUCCGCAUAGUUUUAGAUAUCGCGCGUAGCAUUCUUGGCUCUAGCGGCUCAUCGCAGUCAUCGGCAUAAAGGCAAUAUGCAUCAUAAUCGCCUAAAAUUUCGCUAUCAACUGCUUGUAGAGUUCCAAUUUCGUGACUAGUAUCAUUUGAAUCAUCCUGUAUAAUAUACCCAGGAAUAUAAUUGUAUUCUGAGUCACAUUGAGAACCAUGAGUGCUGAAAAACAUAUGUCUUCCCAAUAGCCUUUUAGUACUCCUUCACAUGUGAAUUCGAACUUCCGUCCCUUAAGCUACAUCACACGGCUCUCGUCCCAGUCCAUUUUCCAUUUUUUUCACGGGCGCGACAAUUUUUCGCUAAAAGCCAAUUUUUCAAGGUUUAGAGCCUCAUACCUCCUAGUUUGUGUAAAAUAAAGAAAUGUAAAAGAGAGAAAAAUACACAACCAGCGAACCGUUUCAGUAGGUUCUUUUAAUUUUAAACUUGUUUGCACUAUAGUGUUUUUGUGAUAAAAUACAAUUAUUGUUCCAUGAAUUUUGUUUGAGUUUUCAUCUGUCGCUGUAUAACAAAACACUGUUCCCUCGGCAACUAAAAAUCGAAGAAUCUGAGGAAAUAUUGGUACGGGGGGGGAGGUGGAAUUUGGUUGGCAACAAAUGACCACUUUUAUAUCCGGGAAUCUUGACGGAAUAUGUGCUUUCAUGGUUGAAACAUUUUUGUUAGCUUUUUUGUCAUUCAGCUACCAUUGAAGGACUUUCAAAAAUUAUUUGGGGCGAUUUCCGCACAUCCCCCUAAACUAAAAAGUGAACCUGAUUAACAUAAUAUACAAUACAAUUAUAUGCAACUACUGUAACAGUAUGCAAGUCCAUUAACAGAUGUGCCUUGAGUUUCUGCUAAGGGCUUCGGGGACUGGGUAAGGGAACUGGGUGAGGGCGAGUCCCCCACUCUUCUUUAGGACUACCUUUGAGAGAUGUUUAAAUCUGUUUAGAAAUGGGGUGAGGGGGGGGGGGGAGACGUGUGCCCAAUGUAAUGCGAUAUCAAUAUUAGCGAACUUAAUUAAGCAAGGCUUAAUCUAAUACAGGGACGUGACAAGAAACAGCCUUAAGUUUUAUGCAAAACUAUCGGUAUCACGAACCUCAACAAGCAGGACAAAAGUGUAACUUGGACGACUAGUAAUAUCGUAUUAAUUAAUGCAAGAAAUUGAGCAGAAAUUUGCAGUUAAAAUUCCACGGAAGUUUUGGACGUCGCCGUCGCUCUGUUUACAACGGCAAAAUACUGAUUAUCAUGCAGGUCACACUGGGAGAAAGGCUACUUUCAAAUGGGUUCUAGAACUUUUCUCAAUUAUUAACCCUGUGUUAACGUUGAUCAUACGAUGGAUAAUGGAAGACAGGUUUGCUUCUGCAAUCAUUUGGUUCUACCAGUUUGUUUGCCGUCACCGUCGCGUUCCCGUCCAACAUGCUUAAGGUCGCUAACGUCCAGCUUAUACGGGAAAUUUGGCGCGAUAAACUGGAAGAACAUUUUUUGUGUUGCGUAAGCAAGCAAGUACAUUAUUAUUUCUACAAGUGCCUUGCUUAUUAUUUUUACAUUUUUAUUUAGCUACUGUUGCAAAUUGUAUGGUAUUUAUAGACUGUGACUCUGAGAGGCCUCAGGUUUUCAAAAUUUCCCAUGGGAGCAUGCCCGCGGACCCCUACUAACGUUCGCAGCGCCCACUUAACAGUAUCUUGAUUACGUCCUACAUUAUCCCCCCCCCACUUCUGUAUCGCGGCCUACGGGACUUAAUGUGUCUUUUAACACGAUCCAGCCACGAUCUAGCGAUCCUAAUGUUAUAUUUCAUUGUCCUCCAUAACGGCCAGUCAUGCACUCGUUCCGCAUUUGACAUUUUUGUGACACUAUGAAGAGGGCCUAUUUAUUCAUUUCAUGAUUGGAUGUGUUUAAUAUCACUAUAUGCAGGUACAAAAGUGACGUGUCAAGAAGGCGGAUGUGGCGCGUGUGUUGUCGCAUUGACAAAACAAGAUCUGAGUACAAAGAAGGACAAAAUCAUUGCUGUUAAUAGUGUAAGAUUUAGUUUUCAUUUUACUAAGUAACUUUAUUAUUUAUAUAAUUCUAUAACCAGGUUGGAAAAUUGGAAAGACUAUUUUAUUUUCAGGGCAGUAUCUAGAAGAAAUAUCGAAGUUCUGAUCCCAAAAUAUUGAGUGGUCGUUCUUGAGCGCGCCUCCCACUCACUCGCGGCCCGCACGUGAAAUCGAACCAUUUUAUAUUCAACAAUCCCUCGCCCACAUUUCCCCAACAUUGUUCGAACGUGAAAUAUUCAAAUUACGCCAAAAUGGAACGCAGGCUCGCGUUGCUCGCGUCAUGAUAGCCAUGGCAACUGUUUUCGACAAUUGCUUUCUUAAUUGUUUGUCCUAAACGGUAAAAAUAAAUUAAUGUUUUACACUUUUAACCACAGAACUAUCGAUUUCUAACAUAUAUAAAGUAGGUAUGUUAUUUCGCUUUCUAUGGGCUUUAUUAUAAUUUAAAAUUCAACACGAAACGCUUCGUAAAAUGUUUUUAAAUGUACAUUGAAAUUAACUGCUUUUUGCCGAUAAACUCUUCAACUUAUUAUUAAUACUCGUAUUUUGAAACGAAUUAAAUUUUAUGUCAUACAUGCAGGUCGCACUUGAAAAUAAUUUUCUCCCUUUUUGAGCUUUUAUAAAGAUAUUAAAACAAGCUAAUUCAAAGAAACAUUCACAUAGAAUGAAAAGGAAAGCUGUACAUGUUUAAGGCCUUCAGGCGAAAUCUGGACUGCACAGUCAUACAUAAACAAUAAAAAUAAACUUACCCUAUACUUCAGGAUUUCACAUACUUAUAUAAUUUCUUUAAAAUAUGGAAAAGGUGAUUUAGAACUUAAUGUGUGAAAAGAUGUCCAAGCUUUCUAUCACGCAUGUUUUUUUUAAUCUUUGCCUCCUUCACUCCUGGAAAACUGCUAUAUUGUUGAGAUGAGUGAGAUGACGACCCGUGCAUAGCCAUACGCCCGCGAUCAUUGAUGAACUUUGGACUUCGCCAAUGCUUUCCUUUCCCCAGGUAUAAAUAGCCGUGCGGAAUUAGUACCCUCGCCACGGACUUCGCCCUACGCGCUCCGCGCGUGGCUCGCGGAUUAAAGAUAGAGGUUGUUUAAUGUUUUGAAAAUCCAAAACUGCAAAAUAUUCUUGUGACUAGAAAACGUUAUUUUCUCGACCAAUCUUACACCAUGCAUGGCAUUUCAUGUACAAUUGGUGUUUUGCCGGAGAAGCCGUGUUAUGACCUCAGAAUGUCUAGUAAAAUUGAUUUAUGAAAGUCAAUUGUUUUGCUCAUUGGCAUAUAUUACUUUUUUUUCUUAUGAAUUUGGGCGCCGAUAUGUUUUCCCCGAACUGAAAUGACUCUAGAAACUGCCCGGACUUCCUGGGUGCAGAAGGUCAAAAAGGGAAUAUGAAAUAUUUUUUUGUUAAUUAUCAACAGUCUGUGGCAAUUUCCUCUCUCACGCGGCAGGACAAUUGUGCGUGGUGGGACUAUAUCACGGAAUAGAGACCAUACAUAAAGGCAAAAGCUGCCACGACAUUAUUGUUCCAGAAAUGGAAUAGAGAGGUCAACAGGCACAGCACGCCGAUGCUCGCCAAACGUCCCCCUCAAAAAUCUUCCAGUAUCCCCAAUAUAAAGCAUGCCACAUCUAUAUACAUGAGAUGUAGUAGAUAAAGAAGGAGGAGGUGAAUUGGUGCUCGACAUGGUACUGAGAUUUUGGUGCUGUAAUCUCUGACACACACCGUUCGAGAUUAGUUCCCUGCUGCGCUUUUGGCUACAAUAGCUAGACAGCUGCGAAUUACAGCUAUCUGCAAAUAUAAGCAACUAGCUGUUUCGUCGGGUUCUCCCUUUUUUCCAGUUCAUCAAACGCUAUUUCGUACGUAAUCUUAAAAUAUUUUCUUUUACAGUGUCUCUACCCGUUAUUUGCUGCUGAUGGAUUUAAGAUUACAACGACCGAAGGAUUGGGCAGGUAAGGCCUUAUUAAUAAGAGAGUAGGUGCUAUGUUUGAGUGAAAAUGAAAGUGCGCGAGUGAAAAAGCGCAAAUUUUGGUGGAAAUACUUGAGCAAGGUGGAAAAUAAUUGAAGUUUCUGCAACGAUUGAGGAAAAUAUCAAAUGAUUGUAUGUCAGCCAGUCAAUGAAAAUCGCUUGACUUGAUAAGUGGACUGGCUAGUGCAGACAAACUAUAUUUGGGCGGUUAAUUCAGUGGACUAAUAAUAAAAUACCUCCAAAUUUACUCACGUAUGGCGAAAUCAGUUAUUUUUAAAACGUCGUAAAUUGGCGUUGCUUAUAUAUAGGGUCACAGAAUAAUUAUACAGUCACAGAAUAAUUACAAACCCACACACUUUUCAAACGCAUGUUGGGAUCUUUAGGCAUUGAGAACAUAAUAUUUUUCAAGUUUUUCUGUGUUAGUGUUAUGUACUCAGGUGAAUAUGAUGUUUGUGAUGUUACUCUGAGUGUGUAUCCACACCGGAUAAGCUUGAAAAAUAUGCUUGGCCCACGGUGGGAAUCGAACCUACGACCUUUGGAAUACUAGGCCCAAUGUUCUGCCAACUGAGCUACGCGGUCAGGACGGUUCUAGUUUGUGACAUUUCGGAACUGAGUCUAGUUUCUUCGAUAUAAAUGUAAUCUAGUAAUCAUUGCAUUGAUAUCGCAGAAACUAAACUCAGUCCCGAAAUAUCACAUACUCGAACCGUUCUGACUACGUAGCUCAGUCGGCAGAGCAUUGGGCUAAUAUUCCAAAUGUCGUAGGCUCGAUUCCCACCGUGCCCAGGCAUAUUAUUCAAGCUUUCCCAGUGUGGAUACACACUCAGAGUAACAUCACAAACAUCAUAAUAUUGUUCUUUAUCAACCAGACCACGCUUCGCAGUAGUCAAACUAUUAAACUCGUGUCUAAAAUUAAGUGCGAUAAUAAUGGAUUUAGCCUCGAUUUGAAAAACUAUGGCUUUGCACUUGUUUUACCGGACGAGGAAAUCAUUGCACGCCAGUGUCACUUCUCUCAUCAAAUACGUGAGAAAAAUUUCACUUGUAUCCCUAGCGUUACUUUUGAAAGCAUUUUGAUUAAUCGUGCUUUUUCAUACAUUCUGCAGUAGUCGUUCUGGAUAUCAUCCUAUUCAAGAACGCAUUGCAGAAUACAAUGGCAGUCAAUGUGGAUAUUGUACGCCGGGAAUGGUGAUGAACAUGUACAGGUAAGAAGUAUAGUGUUGCAAUCAAGUUUCUACCUCCUCCGCAAGCGUUUCUGUGGGGAGGGAACACGCGGGCGAAAAAAACGAUUGGCGGGCGGACGUAACGAAACGCCUGCGAAGAACCUUAUUCAGCAAACUGUAUUCCUUCGAAACUUGAAUUGGUAGACUUGACGUACAAGGCUUAAACAAAUUCAGUCCUAAGUGCUUGACAGUCCUGAAAAGUCAAAAUCCUUUGAAAUUGUGUGGAAGUCCCGUAUUUUAUACCACUUUCACAGUACGCCGGAACGAUACGGUAUGACAACGGCGAGGAAAAGUCGCAAUUAGCUGUGCGUUGAUAAUACGCCGGAGAGAAAUUGUUUGAAAACGUCACUUUUGCCGUAACAAUUUGAGCACGGUUUCUAAAUGGAGCGAAAUGAAAAUUGAGCGAGCGCUUCACGGCUUCGUUUGAACAACGGCACCGUCUUUAUCUUUUCCCACUUUUAUUAGCAUUAUGAUUUCAUUUGACCUAAUCCCCGAGCCGGCGGCGGGAAGCGUUGUGCGAGGGUACUAAUUCCCCCCGGCUAUUUACACCCGGGGAAACGAAAGCAUUAGCGAAGUCUAAAGUUCAUCAAUGAGCGCGGGCGUCGGUCACCAACGAUGGGUGGUCGUCCUCACUGAUCUCAAAAAUAUGGCGGAUUGUCAUGAAUAACGGACACUGAUUGGUCCAAUUUAAAGUUUGCAUUAUAACGACUGCAUGACGACAGCGAAAUAGCAAACAUUUCUUGAUUUGAUGAUUGAUAAAUUUCUUGCAAAUAUAUUUCACUUUUGCUCGUAUUGCUGCAAGAUUUUGUAAAUUUCAAGAAAGAAAGGGCGAAAGAAUCAGCUAAAAGAAGGGAGCCGACGUUAACGAAGGUAAAUUUGUUUUAAAUAUUGAUUUUAUAAUGGCUUUAAAACCAGACGGCCUUUGCGUAUAUGGAACAACUAAACAAGACAGCAUAUAUAAAUUUCAGUGUAACUUUAAUAUUGAUUCCCUUUUUUAUUAUAUUGAAUUUUUUAAAUAAAAAAUAAAGCAAAGACCAAAAUUAUUUGCAAGCGAGAAUUUGAAAUCAUUUUAUUGCAAACACAAAGUUUAUCGAUAAAGCCAUUUAAUAGUUAAAGGCAGUUUAGUUUUAUAAAGAACACUUUAAAACGUUUUGUGAAUUGUUUGUGGUUGAAUUUUACCUUAAAUUGAAGCUUGUAUUACGUAGAAUUACAUACCUAACAUAUAAGUCCAACUUUUGUGCUUAAUAACUUUUGGACUGCUACUUCUAAUAAAACGGUUUUAGGCUUAUUUUAAAGCCUGUUCAUUUAUAUUUCGACCAAAUGGUCAUCCGUGUCUUUAGUGCAAGUAAUAAAUGCACAGGAGAGAAUUUAGUAAAACCUAUCAUGUUUAGAUGCCGCUUAAUUAUACAAAUUUACUGUGUUAUUCCAUAGUCGGUUGCAAUGUUUGAAUUUUUUUGUUUAAACUUUAAUGUUCUUGUUGCCACAUCGGAAAAACUAGUAAGAACUUGUUAAAAACAUUCUAAAAGAGAUUAGGUUGUUUUAUUUAUUUCAAAAUCCUAUAUUAUUUCCAGAAAUCAUCAAAACAACCUUACGUCCAUGCAUCGUCCGAACGAGCACCAUCGAAUCGGGCCGUAAUAUAAAUUAGUCUAGGACCUGUAUAUGAGUUUGUAUGCGUUUCAUUUAGCACAGGUAAUCUCAACUGUUUUAGGGUAAAAUGACCAUGGCGGUCAACAUGGCAUAUGUGCCAAAAGCUGAAUCCGGGACGAAAGUCCUGAAAAUGACCCCGCCCUGAAACGGCAGUGUCGACAUAGCUCUAACUUCAGAAAACAAAAAGCGAUAGUCUUUCUGAAGUGCUUAUAGUGUUUAGAAGGGUUGCUUUUAGGGGUGGUCAUUGGAAGAAAAAUUUGUCCAAGUAUAAUAUUUUACAAGAAAAUGACCAUGCACCACCCCAGGUAAAUUGCUGAUUAUGCAUAAAAUAACUAAUAUGCCAGGCAGAAAUUAAAUAUUCUUAUUUCCUAAAAAAAAUUAUCAUGGGGUUAAAAGCUAUGCUUAAUUUAAUAUAAAUAUUGUUGAUUUCAUAAGGAUUGUCAUUGUUUUCUUUAAAUAUAAUAAAUUUUAUUUCACUUACCCCCCACGAAAACGCGAUUUCAGCCAUAUUUUGCCGUCUUGUUUGCUUUUUAUCGCCGAAUCACGCAAAUAUCAUCCAGUUAUUGUACUUUUACAUAAUCAUAAAUGGCUGAAGAAGAUUUCAAAGAAGGUUUCAUCCACUUUUGAAACAGUGCAGUGUAUUUUAUCUUCGAUAAUGUGUCCUUCGAUAUCUCGUCAAAUUGCCGCCAUUUUAAUGGCUCGCCGCUUCUCUGCCCGAUAAAUGCCACUUCUUCGUUUUCAUAUGUAUUUAGAUUACAUUAUCCAAGAGUACUUCAUUGUAGAAUAGUCCCAAUCCAAAAAUUGGAAAUAUUAUUUGUACUUGGGAGGAAAAAACCUCCCAGUACAAUUGUCCUGUUAGAAUUCAAAAGAAAUAAUUUAAAAGUCACGCGCAAGUUCGCGAAAACACCUCGUGGGUUACAUAACAGGGGGGUGAAUAUUUUCACGAAACGUUUGUUCGCCACCACAGCAACCUAACUAAAUGUAUUAUAUUUUUUGUAUUUUUAUAAUUGAUGAUAAAUAUACGCAAAUAUUUAUUGUUUUUAUCAAAAAUCACAAAUAUACAAUAAAUAUAAUGUACCUAACUUAGGUUGCUGUGGCCUGUGGUGGCGAACAAACGUUUCGUGAAAAUAUUCACCCCCCUGUUAUGUAACCCACGAGGUAUUUUCGCGAACUUGCGCGUGACUUUUACCGCCAUGGUCAUUUUACCCUAAAACAGUUGAGAUUACCUGUGCUAAAUGAAACGCAUACAAACUCAUAUACAGGUCCUAGACUAAAUAUAAAUUAGCAAGUUGACAGCGAGCUAAAACACGCUUCAGCCGGUAUUAUAACGCAUUUGAAGUCAGCAAGUGAAUUUAAAAUAGUGUGUUGGAAGCCAUUAUUACUUGAUUUUUACAAGCAAUUGCCAAAAUGCCUCAAUUUGCUCGUUUUGUUGACAAAAUAAGUUAUUUUCAUCAAGUACCGGUUUGUUAUUGCAUCUCAAAUUUUUGACUCUCCAAUCGCAAUCACUUAAAAUAUUAUUAUUCACGAACUUCUGGAUUAUAGUUACGAAACAACCCACCGUUGAAAAGCUGAAUGUCUACGCUUUAAAAUAAAUGCAAACCUGAACGUUUUGCUUUAAUAUUCGUUUCGAAAUUUAUGUUUGAAGCGAGGACUCCGUUUUUUAUGAUACACCCUGUAUAUGUUGGGAAAUUGAUAGUUUUGUAAUUAAAAGUGAUAUUUUUAGGCGAUUUUCAUUUGUAAGAAUAUUCUUAAAAAAUCAUCGUGUUACCAUGACAACUACGCUAGAUACUUCCUGUUCGGAAAAUACAACGGUUUUGUCAGCAAGGCGAGGGUUUCUGCAUGCAUGUAUUUUCUAGUAGACCAUAUUAUUCUUUGCCAGAAACUGCAGUCAAUUGAUCUUAAACCAUCUGUGUUUAAUUGGAUAGUGGAUUUCGUACGUGGACGACUGCAAAGAGUAAAACCCAUUUUCAGCUAGGUGAAUUUGUGCGCGCGAACAGUAAGGUGGGAACUGAUCCAACUUUUUUCGCUGACCAAUCGCUUUGCCCAGAUUUGUUUUCUGAAGAAGAGAUUUCUGAAUAUAUAUUUAAUGAAAAGUUCCUUACAAGAUAUUGCUAAUUCUAUUGUGAGAUGGUCUCCUGAUAAUAAAUUCCAACUCAACCAGAUAAAAUGCAAUAAACAGAUAAACAGAACUAACGUAUAGAGCUUGUUGAAGAAGCAACGAUUCUUGGCUUAUUGAUCACCCAGUACCUGAAGUUGAACGUCCAUGUAGAUAAGACAACGACUAAAAGUAGCGAAGCGAUUGUAUCUGCUCAAACGACUUAAGAGAUCGGGUCUUAGUGACGAUGGUUUAAAAUGUUUCUACAUCGCCUCUAAAAGCUCUAUUCUCGAAUACGCAUGUAAGGUAUAUCAUUAUUACGGUCUCCCGGAAUAUAUUUCAGACCAAAUAGAGCGGAUUCAUACAGGAGCUAGCAUUGCGCAUCAUAUGCUCUGAUGCCAUUUAUCAUAUUCAGAAGUCACUGAAGAAUUAGACAUAGAAACCUUGAGGACAAGAAGGAAAUGAUUAUAUAUAUUGAAGUUUUCAAAUCCAUAGUAAAUGAGAAAAGGACAUGUAUUUUAAAUAAUUAUUGUAAAAAUCGUGUAACUGAGCUUCCGGCCUGCGGGACGAUUUGAUUCUUAUACUAAACGGUAUAAUAGCAUAUUUUUAUUAUCUUUAUUAUUUUUUGUUCAACUUCUAAAGUUUUUCACUAGUUGAGCUCGUUUUAGGUCUAACAGCUUAGUGUGAACAUACGUAAAACUUGGCGUCAUUAUUUCGCUUCGACGCAGCGUGUUCAAGUGCGUCUGGCAUGCAUGCAUGCAGUCCUACAACGAUGAACACGACACGAGUUCUUAAUAAAACCUGUGCCAGUCUAGAUAGGGCCAACAAUAAGAAAGCGUCGGAUUGAUAGAGAUGCAACUACGUGGAAAAUACAAGGUGAUCUUCGACAUUUCGAGCAAACGACCUUCGUCGGAAAAAAUUAGUAGCUGACGUAGGGCCUUCGAAGACCUUACUAACCGUAUUUUUCAGGUAUAGUUGUAUCCCCCCUAUCAAUCCGAAAUGUUCUUAAUAAAAUAGAAAACAAAAAUUAGUAAUAUCAUUUCAUAACCUGACGUUUUGGCUGAAGCAAAAUAUCAAUGAAUUGCUCACAUUGCUCUUGUAAUUGUGGUGAUUGCAUGCAGCUUCUUUCCCUUUUUUUUUAGUUUGCUUUCUGAAAACGCCCAACCUACUAAGCAAGAAAUUGAAGAUGGUUUUGACGGCAACCUGUGUCGUUGUACUGGUACGGUAUGACGGGGUUUAAGACAUUGUUGAAGGGAUUUGUAGAUGGAAAUUUCAAGCGAAAUAUUUACACAUUUAUUAGACCUAACUAGAAGCAGUUGCGAAGAAUGCAACUAUAGGCCGUCUGGCAGGAGUAGAGCUUGCAGCUCUGCGAUUACGGUGCAGCGCUUUAACCAACUGAGCUACAGAGAGACAGUUGUCAUGCUCUGACACUUGACGUUUUACCCUCGACUUCCCACCCUCGACAAAAACCUAAACUCUUGUGCAACAUUUAAUUAUCAUAGUUAUGAAAUACUGAAUUGCUAAAAUAGCUAUUGUAUGUUUAGGUUUCCGUCCUAUUCUUGAUGCGAUGAAAUCAUUUGCAAAAGAUGAGAAUCCUAUUGAUAUCGAGGUAUAUGGUAACAUAAUUAUAUGAACAUAUAACGCCUCAUUAACUUCUGGUCAUACGUAAUUGGCUGAUUAUGAUUACCUGAUAUGGAAUUAAAAUUCCCAUUUUGGAACUAAAAUUCCGAAAUUCCCAGUACAAGUACUAUUGCGCCGUAGGGUUUAAUUUAAUGAAUGAAUGAAUGAAUGUAUUCAACCAAAAUCUCAUUCAUACCGUAAUCGUAGCUCGUAUAACUAUAAUUUCAUAAUGAGACCGAUGGAAUUCAAUUCAGAUAAUUAUAUAACUUGUGCCAGGCAAAAUGACGGGUGUAAAAAUUCAAUAUUGUAUGAUUAUUUUGCGAUAAAAUUUACGAUAUAUGACCGCCAUUAUCAUACUAAUUUGUUACUAAAAUAUAUGUUGGCACUUUUCAAAAUUAUUUUUGAACUAGGGUAUGUAUUUGUUUUGUGUUUAAUUCACAUCUAUUUUCAGUAUUUUGGUGUAAUAUAAAACAGAUUAUGAAUUUUUUCAUUCGUGUAAUAUAGUAAAAAUUUUUUCAUUAGGUGACUUUCAUCCCAUUGGAAAUAUUUUUACCAUUGCACUCAUAAACAUUCGUUAUUCCUUGAGCCAACGGCGCGCGCCGUUCCGGGCGUAAGCCCGGGGAGAAGGUACUAAUUCCGCCAGGCUAUUUACACCCGGGGAAACGAAAGCAUUAGCGAAGUCUAAAGUUCAUCAAUGAUCGCGGGCGUGACCAACGAUGUUGAGUGAGUGGUCAUCCUAACUGAUCUCAAAAUAUGUGGCGGACAGUCAUAAAUAGCGAAAACUGAUUGGUCAAAUUUGAAAUUUGUUGUUGUAUGAGAAAUGACGACAGCGAAGUAACAAACAUUUCUUGCAAAUCAGCAAAUAUAUUGUAUUUUGCAAGAUUUAUCAAAUUUCAAAACCUUUUUGAGAGAAAAAAAAGUCUUAAAGAAUGGAGCAAAGUCGCCGACGUUAACUUAAGUUUGUUUUUAGUAUUGAUGUAUUGUAAUGUUUACCGAUAUAAGGCAGUUUAGUUUUAAGAAUAUUUUAAAACGUUUUGCGAAGCGUUUGUGGUUGAAUUUUACAUUAAUUAAAUUGAAGCUUAUAUUACGUAUAAUAACAUACCUAGCAUAUAUAUGUUUGGGAAAAAAACAUACCUAGCAUAUAUAUGUUUGGGAAAUUGAUCAUUUUGUAAUUAAAAGUGAUAUUUUGGGGGGAUUUUUCAAUUUCAAAACUAUUCUUAAAAUUAUCGUGUUACCAUGACCAUACUUCAUGUUUGGAAUUCAGCAUGGCGGGGGUUUCUGCAUGCAUGUAUUUUCUAGUUGUAUUCCAUACUCUGAUUCUUUUACUGCAUGGUUCACAUGUAAGAAAGGAACCCAUGUUUGGUUGAGUGGUUCCUGACCAACUUAUGUGUGCUGAUCGUCUUUCCAUGAGGCUGUAUGCUUGCGAAGGACUCCUAUAUAUGCGAACUCUGGCUGCUACCGGCUGCUACGUAAUAUUCCAAAUCCGACUAUGAGGACCGGACUAGAUUUCAAGGUCCGCGCAAUUUGAUCAACUCCGAGGCGAAACAACUGGAUUAAAAUGUGAACACUUGAAAUCUAGUCCAGUCCGAAUUGGAGGAUUUGGAAUGACAUUUAAUACGACGAUUGUGAAUUAAUUUUGAUCCAAUCCCAGGACUGGAUCAAUAUAUUUCACUAGGUAUCCAGUAUUAUAAUAUAGUCAUUCACCGUAUAUGAGCUGUUCUGCAAUCUGAUUGGUUGAAUUACUCGCCGUAUAUCAGCUCAUAUACGGCGAGUAGCGAAAAACAAGAUGGCGGUCGGAAAGCUACACGAGUUUUGCGAAGCAGAAAAAAGGAAAAUAUUCGCUUUGAGAAAGAUAAUAGUACAAGGAAAAACUCGCAAAAAAAUUUGACAGGUUUGCAAAAUAGAUUUUGUUACAUACAAAUUAGUUUAAAUACAAGUUUUUUAAAGAAUUAAUACCGAAACAACAGCAAGAAAAACAUGUUCAUUGAGAAUACAAAUUGUUCAGAAAAGUUUGCAACGAAAGACAAACGAAUUUACAGUCAACAAGCACUUAUUAUACUACCAAACAUCUGUAUAAUAUAUCUGAGUUUUUCUGUGAGAUAAACCGGUUCUAAAACCAUUUCUUUCACUUCGUCUUCGAGUUGUAUUAAAAACAAAAGUGUUUGAAAUUUUCAAGGCCAAGGCCGCCAAGCGGUUUCUGGCCGACAUUGUAACAGAAGAUAUAAAUUAAUUAUUGCUUCAGUUACUGGCUAUUACAGUAUUGGACUAUAUUAUAAAACAAUUGUACCAUUCGCUGUCGUCGUAUAUAGCUGAUAGCCAACUCGGUGCUACGCACCUCGUCGGCUAUCAGCUCAUAUACGACUCGAGCUCAUGGUAUAUAUAAUUGUUAAUUAUCAUGCAAGUGAGCAACAUAAAGUAUAUAUGGCUAAUUUAUUCAUGAAUUAUUAAUUAUUUGAGGUCCUUCGGCCCAUGUCUGAUAGUCAACCUCAUUUUCUCGACCUGGAGAUGCGCAUUAUAUUUAGUAGAUUCAACUCCGAGGCGAAACCGAGGACUUGAUCAAAAUGUGAAUACUUGAAAUCUAGUCCAUUCCGAAUUGGAGUAUUUGGAAUGACAUUUAAUACGAAGAAAUCAGUACUUAAAGUGAGGUGAAUUAAUUUUGAUCUAAUCCUAGCACUGACUAAUUUUGAUCCAGUCCUAGGACUGGAUCGAUAUAUUUCACCAGGUAUCCAGUAUUAUCAUGCAUGUGAGCAACAUAAAGUAUAUAUGGCUAAUUUACUCAUGAAUUAUUAAUGAUUUGAGGUCCUUCGGCCCUUGUCUGAUAGUCAACCCCAUUUUCUCGACCUGAAGAUGCGCAUUAUAUUUAGUAGUAAUGGCUGCUUGCUGUCCGCACCAUUAAAUCAAUGUGAUUAUGUUAGAUUUUGAACCAGUAAGAGUACACUCUAAGCAACAUGAUGCCUCAUUAUGUUUCCAGGACCUUCAAAGAUGUCAAGGCAAAUGUUGUGGUGAGACCAGAACUUGUCGUGGUUGUUGUUUCAAUCAAGAACAAAUUUCAAGUCCAAUGUGGUUUAAACCCGCAUCUUUAAAAGAUCUAUAUACGAUCCUGAAUGCACAUUCAUCUGACUCCGUCAAAAUGGUUGUUGGCAACACUGGGAAAGGUAAUUCAUAUUAUACAAUAAUGUUUACACUUUCUAAACGUCGCCAUCACGUGGCAUCCUGCAUCUAAGGUCAUUAAUUAAAAAAAUAUCGGAAAAACGAGGUUGAACAUGCAUGAGAUCGAUCCAGUACAGAUUUUAUACUGCUGUACACUGUAGAAACUAAUAAUAAUAAUAACAUUUAAUAUCCAUCUUUGGUUAGAAAAGUACAAUGGAUUUACAAGAAGUACUAAGGUUAAAAUUGAAAAGAAGACAUUUUACUAUUAUUUACAUCAAUGUUGCUAAAAAAGUUUAUACUAGUUAUUCUAUAAAAUUAAUUUAGGACUGUUUUAAAAGAGAUAUGGCUCUAGGUAUAAAGGAUUGCCGGUGUCUUUUAGUAUACGAUAAAACAUGUGGUAGAUUAUUUGUUGUUCUUAGAUCGCGUUCAUGGGUAAAAGGUUGGGGGAUAAGUUUGUUACAUGGGUUGGUUAAACAAAAAAAGUUUAAACAAAAAAAGUUUUUUGAGUUGAUUCAGGACAGCCCAUUUAAAAUAGGUUGUUUAUAUACUAGGUUAAAAUAACUAAAAUUAAAUAGGUUGAAACAACCCAUUACAAUCAUAUUAGGGGCUUCGGUGGCCAAGUGGUUAGCGCACUUGCCUUUCACCUCUGAGGCUGCAGGUUCGAGUCUCACUAAGUACCUUCUCAGUGCGACUCGAACCCAGUCCCCAUGUGAAAAGAGUAAAAGUCAACGCUCUGCCGAAAGCCGUGGGUUUUCCCCGGGUAAUCCGGUUUCCUCCCACAGGGAAAGUUGACAGGGUGGGUUAGGUAAAAAGGGCCCACAGUAAUUGGCAUAUGCUGUUGUGAUGACCCUGCCCUAGUUGGCAAAAGCUAAAUAAAUAAAUAAAUAAAUAAAUAUAAGUUAUUUUAACUAAUUUAUAUUAGGUUCUAACCUAUUCUAUUGGUUAAAACAACCUAUUUUUAUUGGCCAUAGCCAAUCCUUCGCAAUUGAUAAAAUAAUAAUAUUAGGCUAUUUUAAUGUAUUUAUUUUGGUUCUAACUUAUUCAAAACAACCUACUACUAUUGCAUGCAAUCUUUAGAAUUAUGCUAUUUUAAACUACCAGUUUCAACAGAGUAAUAAUUCUUAUUAUAUCAAAUCUGCUGGAUAAAACAAUCUCAGUAGGUAACCCCAACAUAUGGCGGAAUUUUCCCGCGAAAUGACAUCAUGUGUGCCCACAAAGAGGUGACGUCAUACUAAGAGGGGGGCGGAAAGGUGUGCGCAACAAAUGAUCCGAAUCGUAUGACGUGAUGGAUGUGCGCACACGUGUGAAUGAGUAAGAUCAUCUUUACCCAAGGAACGACUGACACUAAAUAAAAAUUCCAAAAUGUUAACUAUUUUAUAUGACCCGUUUAGGCCCGAAAUGGCACCUUUUGGCCCGAUCAGGUCCGACGGCCCGAUACUUGGAUGGGCACUCUUCGUCUGUGGAAACCUAGGGAAGCCAGGGCUUGUCGCACUCCGCUAUUAUGACGUCACUGCAAAAAGUGACUAGCUUGCAAAAUGCGCUAUAUAUAAUCGUCUAUUGUAAAUUUGAUCCGAUGAUGAUAUGAAACGUCUUAAACGUGUGCACGGUUUCGGGCGAACGGGACUUACUAGCACAUGAGCAUGGUGCUCCAUCUGAUUAUAUGCACAUAGAGAAUAAUAUUUCCGUUAAUGACGCGGGCCAUCGGGUCACCUUGGGCCAGAAUGAUCGUUUCAGGCUAUGCUCAUAACUUGCUCAUCUGCUCAUAUCGAUGGUCCGGAUACACGGUGUAGACCUAAAGACAUAUCAAAACAAGGAUACAUCUGUUCGCAUUGCCCGCACGCACAGUGUUUACGACCAAUAAUCACACACAUUAUUAAAAGUUUUGCAAAUCAUUUAUUUUUAUUUAUUCUACUAUAAAAGAUUACAAAUUGGAAUCUUUGUCAUCAUCAAAAGCAGGAUAAAGGCAACCUCGUACCAAUGUAGACGCUGGUCAGGUGAUCUGCCAAAAUCUAGGAGAUUUCUAAUUAAUUAUCUUGGAUCCCUUCACGACAAUUAUACAAAAUGCUAGUUAUCAGUUAAACUAUAAAAAUCAUCCAAAUAUCAAAUAUAUAUUGACCUCUUCUUGGAUUGCUAACUAAUCACGUGACCAGCGUCUACCAGGGUCUUUUCUCCCCUCUCCAAGACGAAAGACCCUGGGAACGAGGUUGGGAUAAAGGAGGUUUAACGAAUACGAAAAUGCAAAAGCUACAUUUUUAGAGCAAAAUAUUGUUGCUAGGACACUGUUUUGCUUGGAUGCUUGCAAAAAUGAAUUCAGACAUUUCGGGGGCUGUCGCAAGGGAAAAAGAGCGAGGGUUCGUGAAAGUAAUUAAGGCGGUAGUAAAUGAGGCAGUCGCUGUCUUGGAUGUAAAAAAUGUCUUGACUUGUGUAACAGAACUAGUUGACAAAUCUGCUGGAGAGAACAAUGUCUUAUUCACAGAGUCAGAGUUAGACGUAACAAUUAAGGUUGUUGUAACUGGACUGUUGGAAGGAAAAAGUGUCGCGUGUGUCAGCAAAGAUCUAGAUAAAGUGAUCACACCCCUACAAUUAUAACUUUUGACGGAAAUUGUCGAAUAUCGAAUGGACCGAUUGAACAAUGAACGAAUACUUUCGUAAUUUCCCUUCAACUAAAACAAACCGUUUGAAUAUAUUUAGUAAGUACCGCCGCUUGCGUACGUGCAUGCAUAAAUAAACACUCGGUUUAACGUUUUAAACAUUUUAUUUCUUUAAAUGAAACAAGUUUACACAAAUAAACAGUUCUUAAACAUGGUGUCCAGGUUUACAGUGCUUUCCAGCGUUGAUGGUUUAACUUUAAAUACACUUCCGUACUCCAUGAGCAAGUUUAUAGGCAGCAAUGGCACUUUCUUGUGGUCCAGUAUGUCAGCUCAAUCCCUCCAAUGUAGAACUUUACAUACGGGAAAUUUUCUCUUUGUGGAUUUGUUUACUCGAAUCUUUGCAAUUAUUAUCUUGGAACCGUCCACUAGCUGUUCUUCCUGUUCCUCCAAAUAGUCUCCUGCCUGGUAAAUCAUUUCAGUGGCCAGUUUGACAAGUUCUCUUACCUAUAAUGCUUGCCUAUAAUGCUCGACGGCAUAUCGUGGUAAAUCAGUUAAUUUUCACAUGUGCUUGUAGGGCACCAUUUUUUCUCUUGCUGUCAGUAGACAUAGAACUUGGAAAUGGGAUACUACGUUGGCUUAUUGGUAGCUUUACUUCUAAAAUAUCUGCCCUGUCCAGUUCCAUAUCCACUUUACAGGUUUUAUUUCCCUGCACGUGUGCAAUGUAAGGUGCACAAUGCUCGUGGGGAACUAAGCCAGCUUUUUGUAGUAGCUGUAGCUACCACAGUUGCAGACACGGCUUGUGGUAAAUCUAAGCCACCGUCUUCUCGAUUUUUAAAAUAGCGAGCUCCGGAAAUGUCUACGAGCACAUUUUUGGGUUUUCCGCUUACAACGUCCAUUGGCAGUUCGGAACUAAGAGUAAGGUUAGAAAGGCAACACUGUUCUUUCUCUGACCAGUACUCUACAAACUGUCAGCUUUUGUUCUGUGUCAUCUCGUUGUACGUCGAGGCGACCAAACCAAAAUCGCCAGUUCUGUCAAACUCCUUUAUUCUUGAACGUUCUGAAUACUACCGGUCGUUUCGUAAUUGUUCACUACUGCAUCGUUUUCAACAGGUUUGAAGUUCUUGGUGGUUUUGCUACUGUAUCCUGGAAAUGUCCCUCAAGAUUGAGACGACCAAGUCCUGUACCUAUUCUAAACAUUUUCUGUUAUGAUUUUUGUUGAUCUUUGGAUUUUUGCUGACAGCGUUACCGAUGCAUGUUUGCCAAGCGUACACUUUAUUAUGUAAAUAUUUUUAUAGGUACAUAGACUUUUAAUGUUACGUAUAUUUAUGUCUUCCACUUCGGAGAAACAGUCACUGCUUCUCGGCAAUUAGAGAGUAAGCUUGUUUCGUUCUGCUCCUGCGACAUUGACAACUAGGAAUUAGUUCUUCAUCAUCGUCAGAAGCUUAUCGUUAAUAACCUCUUAAUACUAUCUCAACUGGUGGUUGAAAACUGUAACGGUUGCAUUAGUGGUCAUCUGUCCCAAUCACAUCAUCAUUGCCUUACGAUGGAAAGGCACAAACAAUUAUGUUUGUACUUUGACUAUGCUUUGGAAAAGGUUUCGGAAGCAAAGGUCAUGAACGCUUUUACCAAAAGUUUGAAUGAUAUCAAACCUAAAGUGAACGAUCUGGAACUGCUCAAAAGAAGGAAAAAGGGAGUUAGGCGAAUGGGAAAAUGUAUAUUUUUAGAGCAAAAUAUUGUUGCUAGGAUACUGCUUUGCUUGGACUGUUCCGUUUUCAACUAAUAGGAGUUUACGUUUCUAUCCUUUGUGCUAUAUAGACUUGACAUCGAACACUUUAAUUACACUUCGUUUCUUUUCUGCAGGCAAUAGAGGCACUUUCUCGUAGUCGAAUACUCGUGCCCAGUCGCCUUCUUGUCCACGAACUUCUCGCUACAAGACGUAAAACCAAUUCUGCCUUGCUUCCCAUGUUUUUUAAAGUUGACAGCUCUGUUCUGUUAAGAGAAUUCUCCUUUGAAAUUUUCUGCAAGACCACUGUACUCUUGUUGGAUCGACCAAGAAGCACGACAGGAAAAGACCCAAAAGCUAUUGCCAAGUAAAGUCGAAUAUUUUCCAAGAGAUGUUCACCACACCAACAUGUGACAGAGAAUGAGUAAAAAAACUGCAAAGGGUGCUUUAUAUAACCCAUUUUUGCAAGCUAGUUACUUUCGUAGUGACGUCACAAUAACGGAGCUUGACAAGCGUUAGGACAUCUGGUCAGCAAUCGGGCCAUGGGCCGUAUAGUGCCUUAAAAGGCUAAACCGGCAAAAUAAAAAUGAGGCGGAUAACACACGUAAAAAUUAUUUAAUUAUUGGUUGGAGUUCGUUGUGCAAACAUUUAAGCAUGGGUCGCACGCGUAGAAGUUGUCCUAUUUUUGGCUGUGGUAGUACAAACCUUGCUAGACUAGCAAAUCAUCUCGUUCAAGUACAUGGUAUGGACAGAGAGGAACGCAAGAAAUGAUUAAAGUGGAGUAAAAUAGGUAUAUAUGUACCUCGACAGAGCGAGGAAGCAAAGAAAUUAAUUAAGGAGGAAAGUCUGGAAAAUUUAUUUAGGGGGCAAGAAGAGAUGGAGAGAAAAUUUAACGCUUAUUUAACAUUAAGACCCCGUUUACACUGUACCCGAUGAAUUUGGAACCUGGCUGAAAUUCGUCCGUUUCGGCCUUCUGUUUGCACGAGAACCACGGAACCGCACGAAUUUGAGACCCUCUAACAGGACACAUUCGCGUGUAAACCGGCGAAAAAGGACGAAUUUCAAACUGGUUCGAAAUUCGUCCGGUACCGUAUAAAAAGGGUCUAAAACAUAGACCGACCAGUAAACGAAAACCUUCUAAAUCUUGGAGAAACGAAGAAACACCAGAAUAAAUGGUUAAUAUUUUAAUUUGUAUGCGUGUACACUACUACGAGAAAGUGCUUCUACUGUCUGCAGAAAAGAAACGAAGUGCAGUUAAAGUAUUGGAUGUCAAGUCUGUAGAGCAUAAAGGACAGAAAUGUAAACUCUAGUUAGAGGAAGACGGAACAGUGUAUAACGUCAAACGUUUAUUUAUUUAUUUAUUUAAAGAUUUGUCAAAAGACAGGUGUGAAAUGCAAUAGGACAUUGGAGUUCCUUACAAGGCACUAAGCUGGAAAAAACUGUAGGAGCAGGACAAUAUGUUUCUAAGCUGGAAAAAACUGUAGGAGCAGGACAAUAUGUUUAAUAACUGUUUAUUUGCGUAAAAUUGUUAUAUUUUAAGAAAUAUAUUGUUCGAAACGUUAAUAUGUGUGUUAAUUUAUACAUGCAUCCAAGCAAAGUAGUAUCCUAGCAACAAUAUUUUGCUCUAAAAAUGUAUGCAUUUUCGCAUUCGCGUUAACGCCCUUUCUCCUUCUUUUGAAGAACGUUUUAUUGGUGUUGGACUGCAGCAACCUAUCAUUGAAGACCGUGGAUACGUUCACAUCCAGAACAAUGUAUUGGGUUCUUACGGUACAUCUCAGUUUAGCCAUGUCCAACGUACGAUGGAAAGACCUUCCCGAAAAUCCAGCACUCGACUUUCGGUCCAUUCGGUAUUCGACAAUUUCCGUCAAAAGUAAUUGUAGCGAUGUGAUCACUUUACCUAGAUCGUCGCUAAACCCUCUGACCCUCGACACCUUUUUCGUCCAACAGCCCAGUUACAACAACCUCAAUAGUUACGUCUAUCUCUGUGAAUAAGACAUUGUUCUCUCCAAGAGAUUUGCAAUUAGUUCUGUUACACAAGUCAAGACCUUUUUUAUAUCCUAGAAAGCGACUGCCCCAUUUGCUACCUCCUUAAUUACGUUCACGAACCGUCGCUCUUUUUCCGUUGCAACGGCCCUACGUAGGGAAGUUUCAUCAUCGACAUAUCAAAACAGUCCGCCACCCCCUUCCAUAACCGUCGAAAGAACGGAAGUUAUAUUUUUUAGUAUAUGUCACAAUAGGCCCCUCAUUCGGUUUUCUUUCUAUAUUGUUGUGUUUGUACGAAAGCUAUCUGCGGUAUAAUCGUCGGUUGGCGGCGCAACGGAAAAGAAGAGUAUCUCUACACAAGCCGCAACCAUGCUCGCAAAUAGAUCAGACCAAGCUACCUUCUCUUGGAAGUUUGUAACCGAGUAUAGGAAACAUAACAGUUUUGGCCAACAUCACGCUAUAACUAUAUCAACACCAUAACUAUAUAUCAAUUCAUUUUAUUAUGUUAUAUUCUUUUCAACGGGAAAAAUAGUAAACCUUAUGUUGUCUCAUACUGUGGUAUGGAAAUAUAAUAUGUAAGUACAAUAUAAAAUACGUUUACUGUAAACGCUGCGAUUUGUUGUGUACGUUUCGUAUUCUGACGUAUGAAAGUUACUACUGAAGCUACAAAUCCUCUUAAUUCAGUAUUUCAGUUUAUCUUGAAAUUUGAAAUGCUACGACUUUACGUACGCUCAUUCGGUUCCAUACGCCAGAAUACGAAACGUACAUGACAAACCGUAGCGUGCGAACGUACCCAUAGUAAUCACGAAAACAUAUAUACAUUUUUAUGUUUAUAUAUACAUGGAUUGUAAAUUAUUAUAAUCCUUGUUAUAAUUAUUAUACUGUGUAUUUAUAACGCUUGGUUUAUACACGUUUAAACUACAUUAUCAAAUCAUUUCGAUUAAGUACACGGCAUGGAUAUAUCGAUACGGAAGAAUGGGCUAAAUUGGAGCAAACGUGGGAUUUGUGUACCUUGGCAGAACGAAAACAAUACUGCGGAAGAACCGGAGUUAAGGAUAGAGAAUAAACUAUAUUCUUUGCUGGGACGACAGGAAGAUAUGGAAGCAAAAUUUAAGGUGUACUUAAAAGUUGGAUGGUUACAGCAUUGUCCUAGUAAUAAGCCAUGAAAAACACUUUACUCUAAUGGAAAGCAGGAACAAAAUGAUCAGACAAGCAAUGAUGCCCACCAAACACAACAAAAACGGUUCUUUUAAGAACCUCCAAAUCCAUAAAAAGAAUACAAAUGAAACUUCAUUUACGAUCAUAAUUAAACGUCAAAAAACCCUUACUCAUUCACACGUGUGCGCACUUCUAUGACGUCAUACGAUUUGGAUCAUCACCACUUUAAUACUAUGACGUCACCUCUUGCUGCGCACACACAAUGUCAUUUGGCGGGAAAAUUCCUACAUAUGUGAGGGAAGGGUGGUGGGUGGUUUACAUACUAAUCUCAUAUUUUUAGGUGUUUACAAGAAUGAUGGUGACUUCGACGUUUACAUUAAUAUAUCCGAUGUUUCUGAAUUGAAUGCCAUACAGGUAACUAUAAGUAUUAGAUAAAACAUGAGCAGCCGAUCUUUAUCUGAUAUACAAACUCGAGCCGAAGGCAAUAGUUUGUAUAUCAGAUAAAGAUCGGAUACGAAAAAAAGCGACCAAUCUUAUGAGUUCAUUGGCGAAGUAAUUUUAAAAAUGAACAUUGUCUAAGCCCAGAAAAUCAAAGUGAAAGUUUAUGUAAAUCAGGACAAAUUUGUAUCCGAUUUACAAACAUUGAUUAAACAUUCAGUUCUUUUGUAUUUUCCCAUGAAUUGUUAAUGAGUUUUUUAAGUGAUGAUAUUGUUCGUAAAUGGAUACUCACAAAUUAUACAAAUUCACACAAAACUCUCGAAAAUGAAAGUUGAUGAGAAUUGUGCGGACUUUUCUAGUGUUUCAACUACGCUUUUGCUUAAAUUAAAUACAUGAUAUUGUUUAUAGAUGGAAAUUUCGAGUGUAAAUCUUGACAAUUUAUUAAAGCUAACCAGGAGCUGUUGCUGAAACUAUAGGGCAAUGCAGGAAUUGAACCUGCGGCCCUUCGAAUCCAGUGCAGAGCUCUAAUCAACUGAGCUACAUGCAGAGGCUUCUGUAACAGUUGCGCUCUACCCGCGAGUUCAUGUAUAUAUAUAGUAAGGUGAUGCCAGUGUAAUAUGGUGUCGCAAGGCCGCAGGUUCGACUUCCUGCCAUAGGGCCAAUAGUUUCUCGCAACUGCUCCUGGUUAGGUCCAGUAAAUAUAUAUAAGAUUUACAUUUAUUGGACUUAAGGUGGCUCGCUACAGUUUAUAGAAAUGUUGAAAAUGCGUAAACUAGAUCACCUUUUUGAAAAGAUGAUGCUCUUUACAAAUCGAAAUUUGUAUAUUAUAUAUACAGCGACAAUCAAGCAGUCAAAAAUUGCUCAGAAAAGUGACGUCAUCACUGUUGCUAUGGCAACAGUGACGAUUCAAGAUGGCCGAUAUUUUGGCUUUGAACGCAUUUUACUUUAAAAAAAGGUCGGUUACCCCCAUUUUUUAAAGUAAAAUGCGUUCAAAGCCAAAAUAUCGGCCAUCUUGAAUCGUCAUUGUUGCCAUAGCAACAGUGGUGACGUCACUUUUCUGACCAAUUUUCGACUGUUUGAUUGUCGCUGUAUAUAUAAUAUACAAAUUUCGAUUUCUAGGGAGCAUCAUCUCUUCAAAAAGGUGAUCUAGUUUACGCAUUUUCAACAUUUCUAUAAACUGUAGCGAGCCACCUUAAGUCGAAAUUACCAUCUACAAAACCCGUCAACAAUUAGUUUUAUCGAGUGAGUUUACCUAAUUGAUAUUGUUGGGAAAGCAUUAGAAGCAGUUAACCUACAAUCUCGUGCAAAAAUUAUUGAGACAACAAAGUUAUUGCCCCUCUCCUCCCACAAAUAAUGUUGGACUAACGAUACAAAGGUAUAUUGUCAAGUCAAAUUUUUUCCCCACAUUGUAUAGGGGGAAGGGGAAAAAGUAAUCAGGGACAUAGAACCAAAUAUCAAAGUAUUAUUAUAUCUUUGCACGAGAUUGUAGGUCGCAUGAGUGCCACCUCUCACACAUUUCAGCCUCGUUUGAUUCGGGGAUAUACCAAGAUGUCCCAACGAAACAAGAGCUAGAAAGUGAUGAGUUUCGUAAAUUGAUAACGCCGAUUUAUGAAAACAUGACGUUGUAGUAAUUUACAAUUCUGAAUGUCGAUUAACAAAGUUUGUCAUAAGCUAUAGGAUGUUUGUGGUCACGUGGCUUUAGAUAAAUGCAAUGUAUUCGGCUGCGUGCAUAAAUAAGCAAAUUGGCGACACUACUCGUAUCUGAACGGAAGUUCAAUGGUAUCUGGAUCAAAACAAAGAGUAUCUGACUUGUAAUAACCAAGGAGUUAAAAAAACUAAUCCUAACUCCGUCGCUAUGGCAACAAUAACCUCACAACAUGGCAGAUAUUUUAUGUUUAAAGUAAUUUAACUCGAAAAAAACGACGGUAACCCCAUUUUUUAUAUCAUAAAAUGAUUUCUUUUAGUAUUUUGAAUUAUUUUCAUGAUUUAAAAAAAAUUCUAUCAUGCCAAAAAAAUUAUUCCGAAUUUUCACACUUUCCUAUCUUGAAAAAUUUUGGCAUGACAGAAUUUUUUUAAACUAGAAAAAUAAUUCAAAAUAGCAAUAGAAAUCGUUUUAUGAAAUAAAAAAAUGGGAGUCACCGAUGGUUUUUUCGAGUUAACUUACAUUAAACAUAAAAUAUCGGCCAUGUUGUGACGUUGUUAUUGUGUUAUGCCAGUCAGAAACUCUUUCUUUGUUUUUAAUUAAACAAAUAAUAAUUCUCCAGAAAUUCAUAUCCAAAUCCGAAAAUCUUUCAUUUAAAAAGGUGUAGGGAGCUACCUUAAAUAGGUUCUUUUAAGUUUAAUCUCGUCUACACUAUAGAGCUUUUGUUAUGAAAUACAACUGUUGUAUGAAUGUUGUUGAUUUUUGUUUCGUCGCUAUAUAACAAAUGUCUGUUCCUUCGGGAAAUAAAAUUUUCCCCUCGACUCUCAAUGUUUCCCUCAACUUUGUCUCAGGAAACAUUGGUCGAGAUUCUCGGGAAAACAAAACUAUCUUCCUUGGUAGCAAAAUUAAGUGUAUUUUCAUUCACUAUAUGACUUGCAUCGUCGCCCUACAUUAUUGUAAAUUUCUCUUAAUUACGCUAAUUUCGCUAACAAAGUCAUCAUCUAACACUGCACGUGUACAUGUAAAUAAAGAACAUUCAAAUAAUUUUCUCAAUUUGUCAUUAAUAUUUACUGUAGGUGACCGACUCCGCCCUGCAGCUUGGUGCCGCACUUUCGCUAAAUACUGUAAUCCAAGAAUUGAUGAACUGUUCUCAGAAAUCCAAGUCAUUUGAGAUUCUUGCAACUCACAUUAAAAAGGUCAAGUGA
Paramuricea clavata is the source of this 49402-nucleotide messenger RNA. Lineage: Eukaryota; Metazoa; Cnidaria; Anthozoa; Malacalcyonacea; Plexauridae. The record is from the annotation of a GenBank genome assembly.